UCAUAUGUUUUCUUUAAAAAUUCGCUUUACAGCUUAUUUUCCCUUAAAAAGAGAGGAGGGAAGAUCUUACUACGGUGCUUAGGUUUGUCAUCACUGAUUAAAAAUUCAGAACUUGGAUAGCUAAUUUAGGCUAUAUGUUCUUUGGAAAUCUUAAUAAAGUAUAAAAUAAGGUACAAGUUAUAAUAACCACAGGAAGAGCUCGUAGAUCUCUAUAUAUUUAUAGUAAUUAGAAUAUUUUAAUAUGAAAUACCUAAGAAUAUAUUAUAUCUCUACUACUUUCAUAGAAAUGUUCUUUUUGGCAAACUGACCAUUAUUCUUAUAUUAGUUUUUAUCUAGAAAGUUUGAUAUAUAAAACAUGAUUUAUAGAGAUAAUUGCCAAUGUAUGAUUUUUUUUCAUAUCUCAAAAAGGCAUCUCUGGAGCUAAGUGUAUUUGUCAUACAUCUACAGCAUUGUGACAAGAAUUCAAUAUAUUUAAUAAGUCGUUAGAGAGCAGACAUUUCUCUUGGGAUUACGGCAACCUAUGACUAGGAUUAUUCAAGGUUCAACAUUAUUAAAUACCAUAAGAGUUGAAAGAAAAAUCAGUAUAACAUUUAAAAUUCAUUUAACUAUUCCAUUUUAAUGGAGAGAAGAACUACAUAAAACAACGUGGAACUAUAUUAAGAACUAAGCUCUCGCUUUAUUAAUUGUUGGAAAGAAAGGCGUGGAUUUCUUCCAUAGGUUUUCACUGUUUUGCAGUGAAUAGUCUGGAUUAAUUUGAAAAUGCAAGCACACUUUUUUCAUAGAAAAAAAAAUUAAAUAAAACUAUGUAAACUAAGAGAUAAAAGAGAAGACUAAGUACUGGAAUAAACAUUGCAGUCGAAACUAAAGUAACUGAAGUGAAAAUGUUUUCAUAAUGAACUUUUAUGUUUAACAAGCCCAGACACUUGGAACAGUGUAAGCUAUAUUAAAGCCUUUUAUGAAAGGAUUAUGUUUUGUGUGAUGAGUGUUUUAAUAUAAGUAUGGUACACUGCGUAAAAUAUAACUACAUUUAACUGAAAGUAAUUAUAAGAAUUCAGCCAAAAUUAUUUUUCUCCUGCACUAUCACAAAAACUGAUACAGGAAAAAAAAAAAUUUUUUUUUUUUCCUCCUGGAACCUUUCACCAACAUGUCUCUGUUUCAAUUAUUUCUGGCAGUAUACAUUGCAUCUCUGCCUCAGCUACCUUUUAUGUCGACAGUUGGUAGCACAAGCCUUUUAACACACAAAGGGUACAGCACUUCAGCCAAUCUGUGAUAAAAGGGGAAAAAUGAAAUCACUAUGGAAACUGCAGGAAGGAUCUAAAAGCUCUCUUUAUAAAGUAAACGUCUGAUGUUUGUGACUACGGGGUAAGAAAUUCAUAAAUCUGUAUGAUGCUAUCAUUUCUGAUUUGUUAUCACCGCCAAUGCCAACUCGAGGCAGCCUGACCUUGACUUCAUUAAGUGCACAGCUCAGGUGCAACAGGAGGAGGACCACCGUGCUCCCUCCCAGCGCUGCGGUGCAGGGCUGGUGCGGCUUGCCAGAAGGAACUAACUUGCUUGGAAUCUUCCCUUUCUCUCCCUGUUCCAUCAUCGUCAUCGUGUUCUUUUGAUUCACAGAGACUAACUUGAUGGAGCCAGGCACAGGGAGUCACUCUCCUCUGGGGUGUUUCGGUUUGUCUUUCCAUUGAGAAACGCAGCAAGUCUCAGACUCAAAUGCAACUCAGGAAACUAUGUUUGGUCCCGAGACGGGCCUGCCUUUGAUCUUGAAUUGAAAAAAAAAAAAUGUUAACCGUCUCCUUCCACUCCCAAAACUGGUAAAUACCACGGAGAAGCAGCCUCACUUCACCGCGUUCAGUCCCCGAAGGAUGAGGAGGCUGUGGGGACCCUGCUGGGGGACUCUCAUCUGACCCGGGACAACAGUACGCAGAUGGGCCAAAGAGGAGGCUCAAAAAUCAGCCAGUUCUCUGAAGAAGCAGCUAAGUGACUUUUAUAAAAUAGUCACAUUGUUAUUUAAAUAAGGCUCCUUGAUCCUAGCCACCAGUGGAAAGAGAGACUGUGGAGCCCACAGGCUCCUGAAAGUUUUCCAGUGUGAAAUUCUUCAACUUCAAGAAUAGAUUCUUAAUCCAGAAGGAAGGAAUUUUCAAGCUCUCCUUGCACUUUUAUGAAAACAUUUGGAUGGGGAAGACAGAGCAACUGGAGACAACCAGGGUCCCCAUGGCUCUGCCUGCACCUGCACACUCUGCCAAUCGCUGGGAAGCUCUGGGACCACUGCUGGAGAAGCCAGGUUCUGUGCAGGCAGAUGAGUGUCACAGCUGUAACUGAGGCACAGAGCAAUAAACGUAGCGAGCCAAUUUCCAGGACGGCAAGAGGGGGCACCGGAGGUGACAACAAUGACAAGCCCGCGCUGCUGACAAGUUUUAGCGGCCAGCACUGAGUAUCUUCAGAACCCUGGGAACCAUCAGAAGUGACACCCUCUUCGAAUUGAAAGGUAAAAAAUUCAACAUUUUUUAAGGUACAAUCUUCAGACCAUGUCAUGUACUCCUUGCUAGCACCGCUAGAAAACUGCCUCCUAAAUGUGACUGUUAAAAUAUGAAUUAUUUUUUAAUAUGAAAGGUGUAAAGAGAAUAGCUGAGAGGAUUUUAUUGUUAAGGCUUCUUCAAAAGAUUCACUACCUUUUGUUAGCAAAAUGCGAUCAGGUACUUUACGUGUUUCCUUUUUCAGCCUUGGAAAUAAACAGCUUUUAUCUCUGUAGAGAAAAUGACCAUGGGGGGAUUCAUGUAAACAAUCUUUAUUUUAUGUAGAUUUGAUUCCCAGAACCAGUAAAUUACAAGCUAGGGUUACCUGAUGUCAAAGGUCUCUUCUGCCUUAAAAAUACUUCAUAAAGUGCUAGUUUUCGGGAAGAAUGCCCAGGGAUGUCUUUAUUAUUAUAAUUUCAGUGAUUGGCUAAUGCUUAUCUUUCUUUAGUUAAGCAACAGUCAAUAGUUCUAUGUUCCUGGGUGUAAGUAAAAAUUGUGGCUGGAAUUAAUUUUUAAAUAAUUCAUUAUUUAAAGUUUUUUUUUUUUUUUCCUAGACUAACACAUCCAGGCUUUGUUAAGUGGGGUUUUGCAGAGUUUAACUCGUAGUUCCCACCCUACGCAUUCUCCCUUCAGGUCUUCUUGAAGGUAACAUUUGCUGAGCGGUUAAUUUCACAAUAAAUAUUUAAUUCUAGGUAUCUGAAGACAAAUGCUCCCUGGUAUGUAUCUGUAUGUAUAUGGACAUAUUUUAAUAGAAAAUACCUUCUAAAUUUCACGUCUUGCUUUGCUCAGCUGUUAUUUCCAAGGACUUAAGUGAAUAUUGAAUAGCGUUCCAUUCCCCGAAAUGAUUAAAUUCACUCUGAAGAAUCUGGGGAAAAGGCCUAUAAUGACAUUUUGAUGACUUUCAUUUUAAGGUGUAAUAGAAAUUGAGUAAAAUAUUUUAAUAGCUAUUCUCUUAAUAUCUCAUUCCAAAUACAAUGUUUUUAUUGCUCAUUCUAGCUUACAAUUUUCUAGUGCUAAUAAUGGUGCCUGGUAAUUGUUUCUUAUAUGGAAGUCAUUUUAGCCUUAUGUAAAAGUUAUUUCAGAAGAGUCUUCAGGCAUUUAUCUCAGCUCAAACAAUUGCAUUUUAAUUCUUGAGAUCUAACAGUAUUUCCAGAUUGCUUCGACUUUAAUUUGGUCUAGCAUUUCCUGAGGAUAAUUAGUUGUUUCUUAAAGAAAGGACUACAUGAUAUGAUGACUUGUAGUUUAAAAAAGAGAACCAAAAUGGUACACAAGCAAGAGGAGCUUGAGAAACAGAAGGAAUAAAUACCACGCACUAUCACAAAACUGAUUUUACGUUGCUUUCCAGAUGCAAACUAUUUUUUAAAAUUUAAAAUUGAACUAAGUAAUAAAAGAAAUCCUGCAUGUAAAUGUACAGCCAUUGUAACUAUUUGUAUUGAAUAGAUAAAUGCAGACAGAUAACUUGAUAUGCUUGUGCCUGAGGUUACCAGAAACACCACUGCACCUCGCUUCUUCCAGGAGAGGUACACACAAGCAAAGCUAAUCACACAGCUUUUAAAUAAUAAAAUCUUUGGGGAACUGCAGUUGUGACAUAUUAGAUCAAUUUUCAUGUAAAUCAAAAUGAAAUUCUUACAUCAAUUUUCUGUGCAAGUUACACCAAGCCAAUAGCUUCCAAAGUGCAUUGUUCAAAAUGGUAAUUAGAAAAAUAUUUCAUGCAAUUUAAAAUAAUUAAAGUGAGUAUUUAAAGUCAGAAUACAAUACAGACUACAUAUCACUGAAUUAACAUGCCAUUACUGCAGUGUUCCUAAGAAUAAAAUGAAGCUCAUGUAUUUGAUUAUUCCCUUCUAAUAUUUGAAAAUAUCGCAAAGUUUGCUUUAUGUCUGUAAUUAAUAUACCUUUCCAAAUACCACUGUCACAGACCAAAAGGUUACUGAUAGUUUAUUUCUGCUUACCAUAAUUUUGGUUUUUGUCUUUUUGGUAUGCCAUUAUUGUUUUCUGGAAAACUGUGCUGAUGCUAACGCUAACCUGUCUGACCUAUUUGUCUGAGUUUGGGAGAGGAUCUCAAAACUUAUUUGAUUAGAAUUUGGGUGAAACAUCAAGAUCUUGAAUGUUAUCUAAGGGAUUAUUAAUAGGUGGAUUUUUCCAGUAGCUGUUAAUUCUUUGUAAAAUUUAAUAAAAGCUUUAUUUGAGCUAUCUUUUAUUUUCCACGACUUCAUCCAGGUUACUUUAGAGAGUUAACUGGCAGGGGAGGAGCCUUCUGAGGUAGCUCACAAAGAUAUCACCCCCAAGCAGCUGUCCCAGCACAUUGCAAAGGGCACAUGAUCGCAUUCAUUUACAGGUUUCAUAUUUAAUCAUUGUUGUGAUCCAGCAGCAAAUUUUAAUUUGCAUUGCCAUCAUUUGGGUAGCUUUUUAAAAAUGAUACCAGAAUAUUGGAGAAAUAAGGGUUGUUAAAAAUCUCACACAUUUGUGUCACUCACUAAUAAUUAUUCAGACUUCCAAAUGUGAAAAUUGUAUUUGUCUAAGGAUGCUUGUGAUCUCUUUUUAUAGAGAUGGUCUAUAUAUACUUGUAAUGACCUCAAAUUCAUCUAAGGUAUUAGACUUCAUGAUUCUCUGAUGCUACACCAGUGUGCAAAACUUUUUGCUUCAUUAAUAACUCUAAGACAUACAUUUAUGUCUUAAUGUUUCUUGACAGUAUUUAGCCACAGCAUACUUCCUUUGUAUAAAUCCAUGAAUUUCUUACAUUUUUCUGGCAAUUGAGUUCACAGUUCAAAUGCAUGUACUGAAAUAUACCAUUAGAAUUGGGUUCCCUUAAAGGCAGAAACAUAAAGUCACAUUCAGGGGUUGGAGCAUAUGGUGUCCAGUUAAUUAUAACAGCCUUAAGAUUUUUAACAUAGUUUACUGCAGAUAUCUUUAAAAUGUUGAAUUUCCAGGAAGUAUUUGAAGAAUUCAGAUUGCCAAAUAGGAAAUUAAAACACAGAAAUCAAAUACCUUAUUUUUUAAAAAAGUCUCUUGUAUGGAUUUAGCAGUUGUUCACUCAUUCAACAAACAUUCAUUCAGUGCCUACCAUGUGCCAGAAAAGUAUUCUUGUGACUCUUAGUAGACACUAGGGAUUCAAUAUCCAAUAAUAUUAGCCUGAUUUUGCAUAUUUUAGAAAUUUCACUAGUUUUACGUACAUCAUCAAUCAGCUCCUAAACUUGUCAUUUUGAAUCUUGUGUAUCUCCUCUUUACCCUUAAGACUUAAAAUUAUAUGUAUAAUUAAUAGGGCUUAAAAUGUAUAUAUAUAUAUAAUUAAUAUAUAUCAGUUUAGAAGAAUAUGGAUCAGAAGAAUAUGGAUCAGAUAAGCCAGAACAUGCUUUAGAGAGUUAUUUUGCAGAAAUGCAUUUAAAUGUGUUGUCUAAAUAAAUCCAUUCCCCUCCAUUAUUCAGGCCCACAAGGCAGCAGACAUUAAACAGGUUAUUCUGUUUUUACCUCUUUCUUUCAAUGCUUCCCAAACUGUUUAAGGAUUUCUAAUUAGAGUUAUUAAUGGCUAACAUUGUUUUCUACAGACUAGACAGUGUCUAAGGCCUUCAUGGCUGUUUCCUAGUUGCCUCUUCUCAGUCACCUUAUCAGAAAGGUCCCAUCACGGUCCUGUGUGCAGAUGAGGAAACUGAGACUUUGAAAAGUUCAGUAACUUCUUCAAAGUCACAAAGCUAGGAAGCAGCUACGAUGAGUGAAAUCUUAAGCACUUUAGGUUCUGUUAAUUUUCUAGUCACUCAAUAAAUACCACUGAUUCUCCGUGAUGUUCUAGGUUUGCUCUAGAUUCCUGAUAUAAAGUUGUAGCCACAAUAGGGUUUAAAGCCCUUAGAUUUACUGUCUUUAGAACCAAGGUCUGGCGUAACUACCGGGAUGCUUUGAUUUUCCUGUUCCCCUCUGCCUCCAGGGAUCUCCAGAGCUAAUAAAGUACAAUUACUACGUGGCAAACCUUUUUAGGUCUUUUAUCAUUUGAGCUCAGUCUUUCUAACUGCACCAUUGCCUGUCACUAAACACAAACUCUGUACUGGAAGGCUAAUUUUCUCACUACCCCCAUGAAGUUUGUUUUGGAUUUUCUUGGAUCGUUCCUGCAUUAAAAACAAGUUUGCCCUGGCUUUCUCAAAGUCUCUACCCUCAGGCAAUCUGAGUAAAAGCAAGCCUGUCUUUGGAACAAAAUCCUAAAUAGUCUUCUAUUUGCAUGGAUCAGUUGAUCCACGACAUUUGCAACAACUGAGACAGUUGGAGGCUAGAUGUAGCUUCACAGGUUCUUGUGUCUGUGUUUGUGGAUGUGUCCAGCUGGCAGGUUGGCGUGGAGCUCAGGGGGCUGGCAGUGAACUAAGGCAGGGAAGAAAGAGGGAGUAAGACUGGACAGUUUGGGAGCAGAGGUCCACUGCCUAGCACGGUGCCUGGCAUUAGGGGUGACAGCUAGUACACACUUGAGACGAGGAAGAGAAGAGGAAAGAAGGAAACAGAGGAGGAUAGCUAAAGAGAAGGGUGCAGGAGAACAUGAAACAGUUCUCCUGACUCCAUAACCCAAGGCCUCCAAAGAUCUUUAGAUAUUUAUAUUCAGGUUAGAGAUCCUGUUUCAGAAUAUAUAUAUAUAUUCUGACUUUCAAGUAUGCUUUUGCCUUUUAAUAGAGUAAGUUGUCCCUUGAUGGAAAAGGUGUCACUUUUGCCAAUAUUCAUACAUUAUUUUUGAAAUAAAGCAAACUGCUGGUGUUUUGAAAAUCAAAUCCCAAGGUGUUCAUGUUUGUUUUUCCACAUUCAGGCCCACAAUCCAACAGGCACCUAGCUGGUUUCCUCUACCCAAGAAAAGCCAUUUCCUUAUCCAUUAUAAAGUUUUCUUAGUUAACACUACAUGUUGAAUUUUUAGCAAUAAAUCCAAAUCAACCUUCACAUAUCUAGUGUGAGUCUCCUCUAUUAACGAGCAGCUUUCAAAGUUAAUUUUAUUUAUGUUUUUUUAAAGUUUACUAAAAAUUGUAGUCUUGAGAUUGCAAGGUACAUAGAUGGAUAAAGAGAUAAUAUAGAUUCAGAUAUUUUAUCAUAGGUAUUCAAACCCAAGUUAUUAAGACAGAAAUUUUACUGCAUAUGGAGACCCACAUGGGUAUUUCUUAAAGCAACUACUAUAUAACAACUUCUGUUAUUUUAUCAGUAAGAAUUAGAUUUGCAAAGGUAGAAAUGAAUAUGGGGCUUACCUUGUUAUUACUUUGUAUAUGUGUAGGACAUUUUAACUUUCUGGGUAAAGCAAACUGGAAAAGUUGUUUCCUAAACCAGUGAGUGGAACAGGUGUGUGUGCUCUCCAACUUUUGGGGGUUUGCACCUCUGGAGCUGCUCCCACAUGCUAGUUGAGAUACAGCAAGGAUGAAGUUUCGGACACAAGGUUGGAGCCAUCCUGCUUUAGAUGCAAGGACUCUUCCUGCAGUCUGCAUUGUAACAGCAGCAGCUGAGCAGGCCGUGCGAGUUCCAAAAAUGAACCGUGCUCCAAACACUUAACUCACGCUGUGUUGAUGUCCGUGGAUCACAGAGGACGAGCUUGUCUCUCCUCUGACCCCAACUUUCCAUGGGCCUUUCAUUUUGACACUAAUUUCAGGCAUGAACCUUGGCACUCAGCUCCAGGGUGUAAUUGCUGGUAUCUCACUGCCACCUGGGUGCACAAAGAGACCAGCAAACGGAGAGCAAAAUUUAGCCCCUGCGAUUUGCCCUAAGAACACGCCACAGGCAGUGGGAAAGGGAAAUAUUUAAUCAGCAGUGUUUUCAAUGCAAUUCCAAUCAGCUAAGCUGGUUGAAGAUUUUGUUUUCCUCUGAAUUAACUGGAUGUUGUCUCUUUGUAAAAAGAAAGCCUCUCCCUCUUCAGUUCACCUUAAUAUACGUUUGGGGGUGUUGGUUAUUAAUUUGAAUGUAGAGUCAUGUUCAUUUGAAUCCAUAUUGAAUACUAAUUUGAAUGCCUAAGAAAGAUACUUAUAAAUAUGCUAAGUUAAUAACUUAUUUUGGCCAAAAGAUUAAAAACACCAAAAGUUUCUAGAGGGUUCUGUUUGGUUGGUUGUCUGGAGACUUAAUAUGUAAAGGCUGUAAGUGACGCACGAAUAAUACCAUUCCAUUUUUAGGACAAGUUGUAUGAUGAUGUUGUUGAUCUUUAAAAAAAUUCCAUUUGGUGACAUUUACAAAAAUAGUUUCGUGUUAGCAGCUUUUAAUUUUAAUUUUAAACGAACAUUGAGAAUGGUAGAUCAUUUCAGUGACGAGGAAGUUAACCAGAAGGUGCACAGAACGUAGCGGAAAUGAGGCACCGAUGGUGUUGGAGUUGGUUGUGACUUUCCCUCAGUCCCGGGAGAUGGUUUUGACAAGUGAGGGUGUGAUACGGUGCAGAAUUAUCUGUACUUUCAAAACACUAGAAAUACUUGAACUCAGAGUCUGAGAGAAUUCACUUUAAUUCUAAUGGCUCGGUGCCAUGAAAUUCUGUCCACUUGAUUUCACCCAGAUACCCCCUGGAUUUCUAAUAUUUAUGGACAUUUUAAGUCCUUCCUCCAUUUAUCACUUUAAUAGUACUAUUUGAAUUUUUGACUGGGUGAAUACAGUUAGAUGUGUGGUUACAUGUAGUGGUAAAUUUCUGAUUCUUUCCCAUAAAUACCCCCCCCCCCCAAAAAAAAACUUUUUUAAAAACAGGAUGUCCCUACAUGGCUCAGGCUAGCCUUGAGCCACUACAUAGCAUGUGCUGGCCUUGAACUCACAGAGAUCUUCCUGCUUCAGCCUCCUCGAGUGCUGGGAUUACAGGCAUGCAUCACCAUGUGCAGUGAAAACAAAUGUUUUAAAGAGUUCAGAAUUUUUAAAUAGUCCAGGGAAUUUUAUUUUUUUCCACCCCAAGUUGGAUAAAAUUUGAUAUAGUAUAGAGCCUUUGUAACUGAUAUCUCUUUGACCUGAUAUUCGUGAUUAUUGUCACAAAUUUGGAAAAGAUUUACAGUCUUUCAUUCACUUAACUAUUGUACAGUCUGCCACUCAGCAUAUUUAUGUCAUCCAACCAGAGUUGCUAACGCACUGUAAAGAAUUUUAUAAAGAAACAAUGUGAUCUUUCCCUCAUUAACCAUAACAUAAGCGGAGAGAGAAAAAGAACCAUAAAGAACUAAUUGGAUAGUGUGGUGAAAUUACUAUCAGCAAUUAUCUUCAGUACCAUGAAGGGAAAAGUUAUUUCCUCACGCGCAGAAAGCAAUAUUAAUAAUCAAAUAUAGCUUUUAAGCUCAAAAUAUGGUUCAGAUUAUUUGUUAUGUGAACCAAACAAAGAAUAUUUAAAAUAAAAGCUAGCUCUCCAAAAUGGAUUUUAGGAUAUUCAGUUGAUUUCAUCAGCAAAACCACAAGAUUUUUAUUCCAUGAGAACUUUUAGACCAUUUGGCUCUGUUGCACUUUUAAUAAUUAAACAAUGAAAACUUACAAAGACCUCCCUUUGUUAAAGAUUGCAACAAAAUGUGAGUGGAUGUGUGUUGGACCUGGAAGGUUACGGGAAUUUAUUAUUGCCUUAAUUAUGCUUCCUGAUAUUCUUCUAAAAUUUGUACAUUAACUCAACAUAAAUGAAGGUAUGGAUAACUGCACGUAUGCUUAAAUGUAUAGGAUUGACAACCAUGUUACUAAGUUUUUGCUGGGUAGUUGAACAGAACUGUGUGCAGUCUUGCUGUUUGAAUUCCCACUUUAUAUGCUCCACUUUUGUGUCUUGAACAACUAUUUGUAAAAGGACAGUAUAUAAACAUCAACUAGUGAUUUCAUACUGUUUAUUUUUUCUCUGAACAUAUGUAUUAUUUCUACCCAUUUUCUGUUUUGUUUAGUCUUCCUUUAAAUAAAAUUUUAAAAAAAUAAAAUAAAAUUUGUACAUUAAUAUAAGAAAAGUGAUUUUAAAAUAGCAUUGUUGCUUAUGCAUCUAUCUUUUGAAAUACUUCAAUUUCCUCACUGUCUUGAGAAGAUGAGCUAGUACAUUUUACAUGAUGGAAAAAGUUUCAAACUGUAUUAUGUGGUAGCCGGGCGUGGUGGUACAUGCCUGUAAUCCCAGCACUUAGGAGGCUGAGGCAGAAGGAUUGCUAUGAGUUUGAGGCCAACCUGGAUUACAUAGUAAGUUCAAGGCCAAUUUCAACUACCUAAUGUGACCCUUUCUCAAAAAACAAAUAUUUAAUUUUCAUGGGUAUACAAAGCCUGUACUUCAUUCUCUGGCAUAAAAAAAUAUUAUGCCACUUAGCCACACAGAUAAGAAACAUCGUUCCAAAUAAAAUCUAACAUUAAGCAAAGAGCUUUGGGAUUGAUUCGAUUCUCAUUUUCUAGCUUGAAUAUAACAUUUUAAGGCUGUAAAUAAAAACAAUAAUUUUGUAGGCAUGUUUUUGUCAUCAUUUUCCAAGAAAGCCAGACUUUAACCAGCCAAAUAUUUUUUGAAAUUUCACUUCAAUUUAAACCUCUGCCCUUAGUUACUCAUGUUGAAAAGCAAAAGCCCAGUGAUGGCUUAACUUUUCUCAUUUUUACCUUGUAGUGUUUGUCUUUUGUAGAGAGCAGAGUUUCUGGUUAUUUCUGAGACCUCUGCCCAGGCAGGGAAGAAUUUGGUAGAAAAUGCACAUGCAUCCCUCCCUCCCUCCUCCUAUGGGCAGCUCGUGGCAUUUUCUAAGCAGGGAAGGAUGGAUGUCCUUCCUGUGAAGACAGGGAGAGGCUAACUCUCCCGAGACGGACCAUCCUCUUACAGGAAGGGACUUGCACUGGACUCCCCUGGGAGAAUCAGGCAGAAGGACACUUAGGGGGGGUCCCCUGGGAGCCCAAGUGGCAGCAGUCUCUCUAGGAUCUGGCACUCAUGUCUCCCAGUGUCUUUGGGAGGGAGAACUUCCUCCCGUGUAAGCAGGCAGUGGUCGCAGAGUCAGGAUGGGCCUCCUCCCUGAAAUUCUGCGCCACUCCCCAGUAAGGGGCACCCCUCCCUGUGGUCCCCCAGCUGCACUACACUUUGACAGCCUUUGCAGGAGGCACCUCUGAGCUCCAAACAGCAUGAGAGGGUGGCAGGGAAGUUCUUCAACGGGAUCCCUGUGCCUGCCGUCCCACUCCCCAGCCAGAGAGGAGGAACAGGAAGACAGGAGGCUAAGACGCAUUAUUUCUGACCUGUCUCCAACAGUGUACGUUUAGGCUUCCACUGUUUGCAAACAAGAGAAACAAAACAAAAACUUGAGAAGAUGAAAGUAUUAAACAUUGGGGAGCAUGGUAUACGAUCAAAUUUGUAAAUGAGAAGAGAUAAAAUUUGGGGGAAAAAUCAAUUGUUUGAUUGUAUACUCAUCUCUUUCACAGUUUUCCUCUCACUUGCUAGCUCACACUGCCCGGCAUCUCUUUCAAAUUUAGAUUUAGGGGCUGGAGUUUAGCUCAGCAGCACAAGCACCUGCCAAGCGCAAGGUCAUGAGUUCAAGCCCCAGCACACACACACAAAAAAGUUUUAGUUUGGUACCCCGGAAGGCCAUGAUUUAGAGGGGGUUUCCUGGCAUAUUUUGCUCUCAGCAGAUGGCACGCCUCCUUGGGUAUAUCUCCAGUGUCUCUUCCAUAACCAUUUAACUUGGACGUCAAUUAUUCACCACCAGUGAGGUCUUUGCCCCAAUAAUGUAGCCAAAAUGUUUUGGAUAAUGGUGCUUUUAAAUGGUACUUCCUAGGCUUCAUCUUGAAAUAUUUAAAUAUAAAAUCCAGGUUAUAGCCCUCCAGCAAAGUCCAGGGGCACAGAGCCAUUUUCUUGGAUCUCUGGUGAAUUCAUUUCUCCUCAGUAAUUAAUGAGUUUCAGGUUUUCAGGUGCAUGUUCAUUUUUCUAGGCUACAUUGACUUGUUACAGCUUCUGCCACUUUUACAUUGGAGUUUGGAGCCCCGUGAUUGGAGGGUCUCCAGUGGUUUGUGAGAAGCUAAUAUUCCGAGACCUGCGCACACACUCUGAAUAAGGUGGUGCCAUUUGAGGAUCUUCUCAGCUGGUGUCUGCUUUCCUCGUUCAUUUCAGGGCUCAGAAGUAGCAAACUUUAUGUCAAGCAGAGUACAGGAUCCGGAAUCAAACCAAAUUAUAUUAAAUGAUCAGCCCUUACUAUUUUUUUUUUUUUUGAGACGACGUUUUGCUACAUAGUUGAGGCUAGUCUUGAUCUCAUUGCAUAACGCACACUAGCCUCAAAUUCAGCGAUUCUUCUGCCUCAGCCUCCUGAGUGCUGAGAUUACAGCUGUGCCCCACAUGCUUGUCACUCAGCCCUACGAUUACUGUGGGCAAAAUGCUUUGUACAUUUGAAACAUAUUUUCUUUUUUGAAACAAGGACCCUAAUACCUCUAAUAUUUUUGAGCUGCUUCCCAUAUGUCUGGCAUCAUAACCACGAGGAUGAUAAGGAAAUUCUUAAUAUUAAACCAUUUACUAUAGAAGUCUGGAGCAGUAAAGAAAGCCUACCCCCAAAUACUGAAGUAGUGAGUCCUCUUGUGUUUUGGUUCUUUUAUUUCAAUAUAAUUUGUUCUUAGAAAAGGACUGACAGGAUCAAGAGGUGUGUGCAUAAUACAGUUAGUUUUCAAAACAGCCUUUAGUGUAGCCUUGCAGGAUGGGAUUAGAGUAAUGUUAAUUCCAUAGUAUUAAACUAUAUUUCACCUGCAAUGCUGCAUUGCAUGCUGGUGCUGUUUGAGGGUGCUCUUUGUAAGUGAAGUGGCUGUGGGUUGCUGUAUGCUGUGAGAGUUGCUUUGUGCUUUUUGAGGCUGUAGACGGUGCUUUCAACCUGUUGCAUGUAGCUCCUUCUCAGUAAAGAUUCGGGAUAAACACUUGUUUUCUGGAACCAAAUGCUAGACUACAGGGCAAGUUUUAUACCUUAGAUGAGAAGUGGAUGCCAUUGGCAGAAGGGCUUGACAUUUUCAGGGAGUGGUUUCAUUGCUUUAAAGAAUUUUCUGUUUGUCAUUUGUAGGACUGUUGAUAAUGAAAAAAAAUAUGAAUGAUUUAUGUGGAAAUGAAAUCUUCAUUCUAUUGCGGCUUUAUCUGCUGCUCCUUUCCAAGACUUUCGUAACUUCACCUUCUUCUCCUACCUCGUCUGCAGCCCCUGAAGUCUGUGGGAUGCCUGCGUGUGUGCAGAAACUCAGAAAUAGCACAGUUUCUUUUUUCCUUUCUUUCUUUUGUGUGCUCUCUGGAGCUCACCCAUGCAUGAUGUUCCAGUUGACUUCAAAGGCAAGUUUAUGGUUGGAUUAGCUUCACAGGACAGACAGCAAGGUAAGAAACAGGCUUAGUGCUUUCAGGACUCACUGGGGAGCAGACGAGGCCAAGCUACGCGGUUGUGGUUACCACGAUGAAUUGGUCACUCAUGUCCUCAGGGAAGAACAGAUGUGGCGUUUCCAUGGGCAUAGUGUCCUGGAUGGAGCUUUGGAAGUACUUGUGAAAAAUUCUCAGGCCGAUGGAGCAAGUGAUGAAUCCCUACUGUAGUUACUCCACUCGGCGCGGAAUGGCUGCAGGGGAUGUAUUCAGACAUGCACAGAGAGGUCUGCCCACGGUGAAACAAGUGGGGGUUUAAAUCAGGUGUGUGAAGAAUGCUGGAAACAUGGCUUUUUGCAAAUAUAUGCAUAUAUUUGCAUCUGUGUUUGGCAAAGAAAGUUGGAACCCUGCUGGCUCAUUUGUCCUUCUGGUGCUUGUAAAAUGCUAUAAAAUCUAGACUCAACUCUAACCCACUCUUUUUUCUAGAACUUGGUACAUUCUAAUCCAGUCCAUUCACCGUCAUCUACCUUACCACACUUUAGGUGUUAAGAACAUGACUGUGGUUUUUCAUAUUCAAGAAGAAUUUCGAUUUUGGAGAUGUUUUAAAAUUGAGACUUGAACUUUGAUAGGUUUUAACAUUUGUCUAUUUCCUUUGGAAAGCAAAUGCUAUUUGUAAUAUAUGAGUUAGCUGCAGGAAACCUAAAGAAAUUACAUUCAAAUUACCUUCAAAAAUAGACAUGCACAUUUUCUUUAAAUAACUAUUAAGUGGCUCAGAGCAAGCAAGCAAUAGUAACAUCCUCAGAAAAUAUAAACCACAUUUCCUUACAGGAUGAAGUUGUGCUUAAUUACCUGUGUUUUAAUUCAUUCAGAAACUACAUGAUUUUUGUUGCUAUAUUUGUUAGAAAGGAAGGAGAGACUGUUUCUACAGGUGUCAUAGAAAAAUCAAUACUGAGCCACGGAUUAUUGAAUCCUAUAGAACCAUGGAGACAUGGCAGUGAAAUUCUUCCAAAGCAUUCCACCCAGGCAGGCAGACGGUGUUCCUAGCUGGGAAGCAUAAAUCCCACGGGAAGUCAGCUAAAGAACAUUUAUGCAUCAUUCAUCCUAUUAUGAGCCCUGGGCUCUUCCAUCUCUCUACAAGUUGGCAGUUAAAGGACAGAAACAGCAAUAAGACUGUCUGGCUCCAUUUUCCCAGUGCCGCCAGCUGGGAGUUAAGCUGACUGACGUUGUGAAAGCCUGGCCCAUUUCGUUCACAGCAGGAAGAGACAGCUCAGAAGAGAAUGUUUUCACAUGUAAAUAUCACAGGAGAAGUGUCCACUCUUAACCAGAAAGGACCUUAUUGAUGGGCUCUGUCAGGAUUCUGAUCAUUCUUUGAGCAUCUGAGAUACCCCCAAGUCACCCAGAAGGUUGGACUGAGGCCAUGAAGCACAAUACUUUUAGGCUACUCUACAAAAAUGAGAAAAGCAGAAAGUUAAUACUUAUUAAGUACCUAUUUAGGAGUCAUAAAAUGAAUGUGUCCCAGGGCUGUAGCUGUUUCUAAUGCUUGCCUGUGAUUCCUGUGCUGAUUUUGUGGCAAUCUGGUUACACAACCCUUAAACACAGCACACGCUCGCGCGUGAAGUCUUGAGGAGUGUUGCUGCAGGCCUUUGAAAAAUGACUUUGCUAAUGAUAAGGCUGUUUCCUCAUUCAUCAGCAGAAGUCUUGCAACAUGGGUUUCCAUUUCAAUAUUUACCAGCGAGGCUUUGGAAAACACCGAGGUAGGAAAUACACUAAAAUCCACUUAAAAGUCAUUGUCUCUACUGUCUUGUUGUUUUUAUCUAACCCAAAUUAAAUAGACUGUCUCAGCAACUUACCCACAAGAAUUCAAUUAAUUUUGUGUGGUAUGUGUCUAUUACUUGAAGGCCUCCUGUCUCGUAACUUACACAACCAAGAAAUGAAGACCACUGUAAAUUACUUCACUGGAUGCAAUAGAAAUAUCACUAUAUUGCAAGUAUAUUGCUUUUCUCUCCAGAGGACAGGUUCAUUGUUGUGUUGAUUAAUUAAUAUUCUUUUCUGCUGUAUGCAAGCUGGUUCAAGAAAUUUUUAAAAAUCAUGGUAGCACAGACUACAAAGCAAACAUUGCCUGUUAGACUCAUAGUGACUAGAGAAAUGGUUUUUUGUUGUUGUUGUUGUUGUUGUUUUUUACUGGCAAAGCAAAUUAGUUUAGUGUCAUUCCUUAUCUCAGCAUUAAACAAACUGCACUUUGUUGUUCAGGGAAGUACAGGAACCAUAGCAGGAACCAGUCUUUGCAUCCACUGAUAGAAAUCUUAGUGGAAAAUUGAUAAGAGAAUCAAGAUUAAUAAAUAAAGGUGCUGUCCAGGGCCAAGAGAUAACCAUCCCCUUUGCUGGAGGUAACUGAGUAGAAGCUGAAAGGGUGGGUCAAAGGACAACCUGACAAGAUGUUCCUUGGAUCUACAGCUCGUGGGUGACUGAUCAUACCCACCAGCCGGCUAAUGUCAGAAUUAACAAAGUUGCUACUACAUCUGCAAAGUUUAAUCGAAAAAAUUUACCGAUGAUACGAUGGCAUCGUCACAGAGAUCCCAAGGGACAGAGAGUCUACUUCUGCUCAAGGUGGAAAAAACCGUGCAGGCAAGAUGAGAAAUUCCGAACCAGCUCGACCAAAGGUUAUGCUUCGCAUCACCCACCAGGGAGGAUCGUCUCUCCUGAAAACUUUCAAAUUCGAUUUUGAGAAUUAUUCAGAAAAAAGUCAAGCCGUGCUCUUUCCAGCGUAGGAAAUCAUAUGCUCUGGAGGAUCCUGUAAUUCACAGAAAAUGGACUAGGAUAACCUUUGGGUUCUCAUACUUACCAAAUCCUGACAGCCAGGAGGCUAAUAAUGAAGGGGCCGGGGAAGGAGGCCAAUGGUACAGGGGUUAUCUCCCAACCUCAGAUGCCGGAUAAGUCAGGGGGUGCAGAACCGCUUCUGGAUGACAUUCAGAAACGCUGGAGUGAUUAUUUGGAAGAGAAAAGCCUACCUAUUCUUCCCAAGGUGCAUGAAUAUUCCCCCCGACCUGCCUGUCUGUCCAAUGGUCCAAUGAUGAAUUAUUAGGAAGCUGCCCUAGACAAAGGAUGCACUUGGAUCCCCACCACACCUAUAACCACGCUUUGAAGGAUCUGCCAAGCUCACUUUUAAUCAUGAGAAAGAAAUUACCCACAUGGAGACAGCAGAAAAUGAGAAAGUAGAGCUCGUGCUGCGAAUAAUUCCAGUGAGUGCCAAGGGGCUAGUUGAGGAAUGGCUUCAUGAGGUGAAUACCUUUAGUUUGUACUUAGGGUUUGCUUAGCCAUAUAAUCAUUUUCUCUUUUAGGAGCGAUGACUAUCCUGAGUGUAUUUCCUAACCAAAGAGUACCAGGGCAUUUGUCAGAAUGUUAAUAAUUUUAAUAUCAGUUUUGCCCUUGUUAUUGACAAUGAUUCAUUUGCCGUUUGCAAAUAUGCACAAAUCGGUUUGGGUGGAGAAGCAAAGUCUCUGAAUCUGUGACAGUUGCUAAGCUGUCUGUGCUUGUGUGCUUUGCUGUGAGUGCUGUCUAGUAAUUGAUGUCUGUGUGUGUGCAUGCGUGUGCAUGUGUGUGUCCUUGUUCUUGUCUCCUCUCUGUUGUAAAGGUAGGUUGGGGAGUAGCCAACCCAUGGAUGCUCAGAUGCAAUCCAAAGCUUUCAUUUGAUUUUUGGAACAGAAGGGAAGGAAAAGAGAGAGAGAGAGAGACAGAGAGAGAACACAUCACAUCAUGAUUAAUGGUUGAUCUGAAUUUUUAAUUCAUAGGAAAGGAGGAAGGGCAGGGUUUAUGAUUCAAGUGACAAGGCUAACCUUUUCCCUGUGGGACAAGCACGAUUCAAAUUAAACAUCACUUUCAGUGUGAAAUUAGUUUGAACCACCGCCCCCCACCCUUAUUUGGUGACUGAUUUAACUCCUUGAUGGUUGCUCUUUCAAAAACAGUCCCUGCUGUCACAAUUUCUGCUGGAGUUUAUUCCCAGAAGUCCAUAGUCCCUUUUCCUUUGUUUUUCUAAAGAUCAGAUCUAGGAAAAUAAUGUUCUUCUAUUUUAAAUGCUUCAGUACUCAUUACUCACAGAUAAGAUUCUCCCUAAAACAUGAUCUCUUUGUGUCCCAAACAAAUGUAAGUAAAUAAAUAAUUUUCCUCUGUUUUCAAGGCUAGUUUUGCCAGGUGGGAAACGGCAAACAAGGGAUGUGUCUGGAGUCUCUAGAUUCCCACAUAACUGAGUCACAGGAUCACCAUGCCAACCUUUAGCAAUUUGGGCUACAAGCAAAGCAUGUGCCUGGACUCUUUCAAAGUACCCUUCAGUUCUGGUCCAAAGGACUCAGGCCUAAGCUUGUCGAAAGAACACACUGUCCAGGAAAAUGUGCCACUGCUUUGUACACAUACUUGAUGCCACAGUUCAGUACCGUCAGGGUCGAGAAGGGAUUGAUUCUUUCUGGAGUUUGUUGGCAUGGGGGGGAAGGGCAAGUAUGGAAAUGGCUAAGAAACAGAGUUAUUCUUCCCGUGUAUUUGCAAAGGGACAAUGCCAGGGCCCUUGAAUACCUUCUCUAAGGACAGAAGAGGUGUGGUAGGGGAGGGGAGGCAGCUGGGGGAGGGUUGGGCUGGGAGAGGAGCCAGCUGGGGUGGAGCCAGGCAGGGAGGUAGCCAGCUGGGGGUAGAGGUUGAGGUGGAGUGGGACAGGAAAAGGUGGAGGCAGAUGAGCAGCUGUGUUUAUUUUAAUACAUAUCAUUUAACCCUCACCUAAAAACAAAUUGGAGAGGUUUGGGAGUGCAUUAAUCUGGACCCAAUUAGCAUGCCUUGAUCCUUCAAAAGUGCAACCUGAAAUUAAUGAAUAUAAACUAGAGUUUCAGAUGCAGUGCUUAAAUCAUUUGCAUGCUUCAUGCAUGAUAAUUGAAUUCAUGUAUGCACUUCCUUCCAUUUAACUAUUUCCAGUCUCCUUGUGAUUCACACAAACCAAGAUUUCAUUAUAGUAAUCUCUAGGUGGACUUAGCUUGCCCAGGGUUUACUCCUGUGGAGAAAUUCACAUCGGUGGGCCUUUUUUCAAAUCUGAAUUUUUAUUUUUUGGAAGUAGGGGGCAGUAGUUCUUAGUCUGGAAUGGUGUUUUAGGAGUUGGUAAAUAAGCACUUCAACUUUAUUUUUGAAAAGUCAGAAAACCCAGGAGAACUAUGUCAUUGAGUUUUUAGUGGUCCUAGAGAGCUGCUUCCCGUGUAUCCACUUUUAAGUGUCUCGAUAAAACCAAGAGCAAGGUCACUUGCGUGUAGCGCCUGGAAUUUGGACCAGAGUUACCGAGAUCACCGAGAGAUUCCACUGCACAUGUCUGUUUCCGGAAGUGGUAGAUACUUGUUUCCAUGGAGGGGGUGGGGGUGAUGCCAGCUUCUAUGAAAGGCACUAGAUGAGCAGUUACGGGCCCUUGGGAUGCUGUAGAUUUUUAUCUUCUUUUCUUUUUUGUCAUUUAUGUGUAAAAGGCUUUAUACUUCCAUAGUGCAAGCAGGUUCUAGGGUCACCUCUCUGCCCCUGCCCCAAGGUGAAAAGUCUAAAAGUGAACAGUGGGUAUACAAGAAAGCUUCUUGGGAGAGACGUUGCAGCAAGAUGCUUGAAAUGAUUUAGUUUGUACCAGUGAUUUGUCUGUCUUCUGUCUUUCCUUGUGUGUUUCCAAGUUCAAUGUCAAAGUGAAGAGCUUUUCUCCAGGAAUUCUCCCGUGUCACUUGUUUUUGGUGAAUUCAAUGGUUGAAUGUUGCUGAGUGUCUCCCGGUCUUGUUUCCUGGUCCUCGUAGCUGAGAAUGUCACUGAAGGAAAAAUCUUGUUAAUUUGUGAUGUCACAAUUUAAGUGUGCUUCCUGUCACUUAUGCGUAGUUUAAAACGUUCCUUAAUGUAGCAUGAAAUGAUUGGCUAGCUUUGAAAUGGUUGUGAAGUCAUGUGAAGAAAAUAAGUUGCAUCCGACCAAGAUAAAUUCACUCUAGUGCUUUAUGGCUUUUUAUUCCUAUGUGAUAGUAAUAAAGUCUCAUGUAGGGAUGGAAGCCAUGAAAUACAUUGUGAAAAAUCAUCAACUCAGAAGGGGCCAUCAGUAUAGAAAACAUUAGCCUGUGGCGCUGUGCAUGUGACUGAGAAAUUACUUAGUGUGUAGCCCUACUGUGUGCUUGGUGUUCCUUGAGUUUCUUUAUCCUUAGAUUUGGACAGCUAAGGAAUCUAGGUAACCAGAGCCGACUCAUUUCCGUAAUCAUUGAUUAACAUGCACAUUCUAGUUUGCACAUUUCUGUUGAUCAUACAUUUUUCCUGUUUUCUACUAACGACCAUACUCUAGGGGGACUUUCAUAGCCCAGGAUUUGGGUAGGCAGCAUUCAAUCCUUCUCUGCCUUUUUCCGUCAACCGUUGAGGUCUUUCUUCUGAAACAGAGAAGAAAUACACAAAUCAGACUUGUCCUCUUGGAAAUGUGGUCCAGAUUUCUCUACUCCCAAGCUCCAAAAACAAGGUAUCCAUUGCAUGGAUUAGAACAACACCUUCUGAGGUUCAUAAGCUCAUCAAGAGUCCUUUUGCAUCUAAAGAUGUGGGAGAGUGGACAGACAUCUGGUGUUAGAGGAAAGAAGGAGCUUGGAUGGAGUUGGAGUCUAAUGCCUCUGCCUCUUCAGCUAUGGGCCUGGGGGCAAGUGAUUGAAACUUUCUGGGCUUCUUCUUCUACCUCUGAAAUGGGAGAAAGCAAGGGUACCCUGGGAGGUAGUUGUGAGGAUUAAAUGAAGUAAUGAGUGUGUGCCUAACAAAGUAUUUAAUGUUAUCUUUUAAAAACUCAUGAAAUAUUAGUUUUUUUCCUUCCUUCCCUUCUCUCUCUCCCUCCUGUUUCCUCCCCAUCCUUCAGAUAUUAGUCUAAAACAGCACCUUUGGAUCAAAGCAACACCUUUGAGAAGGAAAAGCCUCCUUCAGGAAUGUCUGGUUACACCUCCUUCAAUAUGGGGCUUAAAUGCCUGGGUUGGACCAAUAGUUUAACUUUGUUGAACUCAAACUACUUAAUGUUGGCUUUUGGCAUAUUUUCAUUUUUACUGUUUCUGUAUAUUUAUUCUCCCUUGAGCUGUUUUAAUAUUGACUACUGACCUAUACUCACUUUUACUGAUUUUCUGUACUUGUUUGAAAGAGCGAAUUUUAAUAAAAAUUAUUUGUGUUAUCUUUUGCCUCUCUAUUUCCUCCACACCAUGAGAUUUUAUCCUGGUCCUCCAAGCUAUCUAGACCAUCUGCCCUAAAAGGACAAAUCUUUCUUUUUGCUUAGAAACUGCUCACUCAUGGCACAAAGAGAACGGUAUCAGCCCGCCUCCCUACAUUUAAUUUGCAUAUAAGUGUGUUCUGGGAAAUUGUCAAGUUAGUUAUAAUUUUGCUAUUCAUUUGUAUUUUAAAUAUGAAAUUUGGCAGUGUCACUAAAGGUUUUGCACCAAUUGUUGAUAAGGCAGAGGACUUCUUAAGUAUACAAAUACUGAAAAUUUUUAAAAUUGCAGCAUAAUGUAAGUGCAUAUUAAAACAAAGACUGCUAUGGACUUCAGUGACAUCACAUUUGCAGCCAAAGUUCUUUUAUUAUAAUUGCAUUUGUCUUUUAAAUCUUUUAUUUACUGCUAAGUCUCUAAUUCCUAGCAGUGUCCCUGGUAUUCAGGAGAUAUUCAAAUAUAUGCAAAACAUGAGUGAGAAAAUAAGAGGAGGAAAAUGGGGGAGGAGUGAAAGAAGGGAGAACAAAGGAAUAAGACAGUAACUAUGUCACCACAGGAAGUAUAUGUUAUAUUUAGGGAAGCAGGGCAAAUGCAAACCCACUGUAAAAAUAUGCAGAGUUUAAAUUGGCUGUAGACAGUACGAGGUCAUUUAAGAGAAAAUGUGCAUGAAUGACAGGCAAAAUCUUUAGGGAUCUACAGAAGAGAAUGUUCCCUAGAAUCAGGUAACUUUCCCUAUCAGAAUAUAACACAUCAGCCAAAUGUCCACGGAUAAGAGUUAAAGAUUUGAAAAUUAAUUUGUCAAGAAAUUCAUGAAAAGCUUCAGUAAGUGGUACUUGGAAAAUUUUCAGCCAAAGAGCUAUUCUACUCUGGAGAAUAUAUUUACUUACAAAUAUUUUUACAAGUACAAAUAAAAACAGAGAGUAGGUUUUAAUGGAUACACUUUCUUGGAUUAAUUAAUUACUGCUGAGUCUCGGCAAGCUGCAAUUAGCUAUUACUCAUGUGACAUAGGAUGUGUCUAAAUGCCCAGCCAGCUCAUAAUUUCAAAGAUGGCCAUAAAUUUGCUCUGUUUUCUCUCCUUUUACUCUGCUGGGUUGCCCUUAACUUCCGAGAGUUGGUGUAACACUUGAGGUAAUUUAUGGGAAAGUGGUUAUUUUCAAGAAGGGCUCAGCAUGUCUCAAUAGAUAUUAACCUUUAUUAGGGUUAUGGGCUAGCAAUAACCCUCACAAAGUUCUCUUAGAAACUGGUGCAAUGAACAGCCAUCUCACUCAGCAAGGGAAGGAGUCAGUCUCUCCAUCCUGCCAGUAGACUUUGGUAAGCAGGAAACAUACACAUUAAGAAAGAAUGAAGUAUUCCAUACCAUGCCCUUAUCAGAAAUCUCUCGAGUUCCACCAGCAACCUUGUAUUAGUCAAUGGGGGAAUAGUAGCUAUGGGAUCUAACUUUGGGCUGCAUAAGAAAAAUCACACAUUGUCUAAUGUAUUCAUAUUCCAUAAAGGAGCUGUAAUUGUGAUGCCUCCCAAAGAAAUGAAAUAGAGAUCAAAAUUCUCUCAUUCACUGAGUAACACUGUAAACUUUGAAUCCAUGAUUCAAUGAGCCAAACCUGUUCUUUUUAGUUACAAUUGGCCUUCACCAAGUGGGUACCUACAGGUAGGCACCAGAGGGAUCCACACAGGAGAGCAGAGCCAAGACAUUCUUUGUAUCAAGUGACGUGACCGCAGGUCUUAUAUUUCAGGUUUUCUAUCCUGCUAGACCAAUUAUUAGAAUCAGACCUUCCAAGGAGAGCCACUGGCAAGAAGGCUGCCACAGACUCUAUUCUUAUAGGUUAGAUUAUCCUGGGAAUUUAAAUACAAAUAGCAAAAGGGUGGGGUGGGAUGAGGUUCGAGACUAUUUCUCACCAUUCUACUGGAUGGUGCUUCUCCUCACACCUUCCAUAAAGGAGACGUCUAGACCUUGGACAGCCCGGAGAUGGAGGCCAAUCACAGAAGGCCCCUUCACUUUCUCUUUACCUUUCAUCCUUGUCACAAAGAAUGCAAAGUAAAUUGGUUGAAUUAAGGUAAUAAUAUUAUUCUCAUGGUUCACUGUCUCAUUCCAAUAAUGUCUUCCCUUCACAUAUUUAGGCACUGCUGAUAAACACAUAUAAUCUCCCACUUCUCUGUAAAGAAAUACAUUAAUGAGCAACAACAAAAACAAAGAAACAAAAACCACUUUCUCCCAGGAAAUUAAAAAAGUAUCUCAGGAAUAAUUAUUAGCAACUCAUUGAUAGUCCAAAAUUAGGCUAUACAAUGAAGGCUCAAUAAAUAUUGAUGAAAUAAUUGCUUCCUUCAUGCAAAGCCCUCAUAGGACCUACAAGAGACUAUCUACUCCAGCCUCACUGAUUUUGGGUUAUUCCAGGACUACACCAAAUGGCUUUCUUAUUCAAAGCUUUUAAAAUUGCUCUUCCCUCUACCUAGAACAUACUCUUCUUAGAUGGCAACCUCUCUCAUUCUCUCAUUCAUCAUAUCUCUGCUCAAAUAUCUUGUAUCAGUAAGAUCUGCCCUCAUAUCCUCUGUUUAAUCGUGGCUCCUUCUCCGGACUCCCAUCAUCUUACCCUGAUUGGUUUUUCUCCAUGGAUGCUUAGUGGUUUUCACCAUCUGUUAAAUGACACAUUUACCUGCUUGUUUGUAUUGCCUUGAAGAACUGUCCUACCUCACAAGCUCCAGGAAGUCAGGACGUCAAUCUGCUUCUUUUGUUAAUUUUGUCCCUGGUGGCUGGGAUUGUGUGUGUACAUAGUACACAUUCAAAUAUUUGUUGAAUGAAAUUAUUUCUUGUCUGACACUUUCUGGCGUUCAUGUAUCAAGAUACUGAUAUUACAUAUCGUUAUAACAAGGAAUCCCUUAUAUUCCUCACUAGAUGAAUGAGCCAUUACUUCACCCUUAUUUCAGUGUUAGACAUAUAGCUUUGUUUUUUCUAGCUUCUCCUUUAUAUAAAAAAUUGUUCAAUACAUCUUUUGACUAUCAAUUACCAUCUCUAUUCUUCAGACUAAAUUCCUAGCAGUAGAGUAACUGAAUCCAAAGUUAUGGCUUCUCAUACAUAUAUAACCAAAUUACUUCCCAGGCAUGUUAUACCAAUCCAUACUCCUAGCCAAAGAUAAAGGCUAGAAUAUUCUUUGUGUGACUUUUUAAAAAUUAGUGUUAAUGCUGGUUUCUAAAAAAUUAACCAGCUUUUCUUGCUGUCUUCAUUCAUUUGCUUUUUCUUUCUGGGAGAGUUGUCAGUUUGUGGUGUUUUCAUUUGAUUUUUUAUUUUGAACCUAGAUAUCUAGGAUAAAAGAUUUCUUUUAUUUAAGAAAUGGAAGAAAGAUUAUGAUUUGUUUUCUAAUGUGUUUGGUCUACACAUGAGGGAAUAUAGGAUGAAACCAUUCUACUGGUUGCUAAUAGGAGCCCAAGUUUGGACUCCUUUAGGUCAGCACCACAAAAUAUGUGAAAACCACAAAUCAGCAAGGAGAAAUCUGAGUAAAACAUGCUGCUCCUUAAUCACCACUGUGUAGACAGAUAUUCAUUAUUAAAGUGUAAGUGAAAGUGUCCACGGAAUAAUCUCUUGAUGUUGAGAGAAUAGAUAUAUUAAUAACGUAUAGGACAUAACUUCCAAGUUGUAAUACUGGUUCUUUUGACCACGUUAAUUUAUUCUACAAUCUUUUGUUUGUCUCUUACACAAUCAGGUCCUUCACAUUUUUCUACUUUCUGAAUUUCAUAAAAUUAUAAGGCAACCAAAAAAUUAGUAAUGUUUGUUGCAUUUUCAAUACAAAUAAAACUACUAGCUCAUCUCCUCACUAAAGAAAGAGAUUUUGUGCUUUUUAGAGCCAACAUCAAAUUAUAAUUUGAAGACUUUGUAGGAAUGUUUUGGUUUGGUUUGGUUUGGCUUUAUUUGGUUUUGGUCACACGAGUGAUGGAACUCUAACCCUCAUACCGUGCAGGGCAAGUGUUCUCGCAUUGAGUUAUAUCCUCAGCCUGGGAAUGACUGUUCAAAUCAGAAUGUAUAUUCACAUACACCAUUGAAGACAUAUCAACAUUGAUCUUAACUGAUAAAUACAUAUAAUCUCCCACUUCUCUGUAAAGAAAUACACUAAUAAGAAAUUCAAAAAUAAAUUUUGCUCUUCCUCUAUUAGUUUGAAAUAUUUAAAACUGAUACUAUUUUUUCUCUUCAUUUUCACAUCUUAAGAUUUCUUUUUACAUAAGAUAUUCUUACCUUACUUAUAAGUUGAGUUAUUAUAAGAACGUAGUAACUGAAGGUCAAAUGGUGGUUAACAACCUUGGUAAACAAAAAUAAUUAACAGAGCUCUUUAUUGUCAGACAGAUUUUGAGGGCUGAAUCAUGUGAUAGCUUAAAUAGGGCACUGAUUUCUGAUUUAAAUAAACAUUAGUAUGUGAAUCUAUGUCUUUACAUUUACAGUAAGUAAAUGUAGGUGGUCUGAAAUUCCAAAUUAAGAAGAAUACAGUAUGAUUUUUUGAUAGCAUUUAAAGACAGAGUAAGAACCCAGGUAAAACAAAUGAGUCAAACUGACAAGAGACCAAAGGAAACCACACCAAAUGAUUCAGUGGUUGCUCAGGGUGAUCAUAUACACAGAUGUGUAUGUGCAGGCGAACCCAUUUGUUUUGGGGCUUCACCAUUACUUUAAAUUUAAGGGCAGAAAGGCAUGAGGCUUACCUGAAAUAAAUGAAGAUUUAUGCAAACACUGCAUAUGAUUUGGAGAAAUUUUUUCACUUUAAAUACCUCUUUUGGAUUUUAUAGUCUAUUUUUAUGCACACAUUUCUUUAGUUCUAUCAAGUCCAAAUGUUUAAAGCUACUUGGACUCCCAAUAUCUUUCAGCAUUUAAGUUUAGAAAGUACACUUCUCUUAAGAUAUUGAUGGCCUCACCACUACCCCCUACAGCUCCAGUGAUUCCCUUCAAGGUGCAAAGAAACUAAAAAAACAGUAAUCUCCCAACAGCCUCUUAGAAGCUGUAUUAGUUGGCUUUUGCAAUACUGGGACACAAUAUGCAAUACCACUACUUAAAUAAAAGAUUUGAUUUGGCUCACAGUUCAGGGGAUUCAGUCCAUAAAUGGCUGGCUCCAAGACAGAAAUAUCAUGGUGGAAGGGCAUGAUGGAAAAGAGUUACUCACCUCAUUUUAUCCAAGAAGCAGAGAGAAGGGAGAAAUUGGGAAGAGAGAUAUACCCUCCACAGGCAUGGACUCAGUGACACAUCUCUUGCAACCAGGCUCUACCUCCUGAUAACACACUGAGCUAUGAACUCAUCAAUGGGCCAAUCCACUGAUGAAGGUAGUGCCCCCAUGAUCCAAUCACCUUCCAGAUGUCCAACCUCUGAAUAUAUCUGAGAGAUUUCCCAUAUCUAAACCAUAACAAGAGCCGUGUCAGUAACAUUGUCUCAAUAACAUCUCUGGAAGACUAAUCUCCUUGUUUUUUUUACCUGUUUGUUUAAAUAUUUGGAAAGUGAGCCUCCAAGAGAGUAUGUGUGAUUUCCAGCUCCUUUUGCCAGUAUUUUUGUCAUAUCUUCGAUAUUGGUCCUCAAACUGAAGCCAUGAUUCAUUCUUUAUGUCUGUUACCAAGGUAUUAUUUCUCAGUUGCAAUUCUGCCAUUUCGCUUCAUGAUAAGACACAAGGAACCUUUUGCCUUCUUCCCAGAGACUUGGACCAGAGACUCAUGCCCCACCCUACCUGUCCAUAUGCAUGAACCUUUCCUUGUGUCUUGUAGUAAUUAAGGCAGCCCAGAAAGGGAAAGUCAUGAAACCCCUUUUGAUUGUACUGCUUCUUUCGGUCCCUUGUCUACUUUUUCCAUAAUUCUUGCUGAGCAUCACAAUGGUAAUAGAAAAGACAGGGGAGCCCUGUUACGGCAAAGCAUUCUCUAAGUACUGCUCAGUAGGUUUCUAGCCUCCCAAGAAGGCAUCAAAUUGUCCAGGGUCACUGACUCUACUGGGGAGGAUUUUUACUUUUCUAUCUCCUUCAUAACCAAUGCAGUUGAGGAGGGCCCCGUCCUAAAGCUAUGAGGGCAAGCCUGCGGCUUCCCAAAUACAUAUGAAAGAAGUAAGUGGAGCAAAGCAAUUCACCCAUCAUUUUGCAUCUCAUGGAAACCUUUGCUGGAGGAGCAGAGAGCACAGUGCACAAUGGCGACUGGUGCACGGGGAUGGUAGAAUUACAGCAAAAGGGCCCAACUCUACCCCUGAUUAUAUGUGUGGCCACAAGAAGGUCACUUACUUCCAAAAAGCCCAAGUUACCCGUCUGUAAUCCAGGAAUGAUUUCCAUCCUUCCCAUGUCCGGUUGAUUGAGGCUCAGUUCAAGAUAUUCAUGAGUAGGAAUGCUUUGAUGGAUUACCGCACUAUGGAGCAAUAACCUGAACAGAGUUGUUGGAUUGGAAAUUGAAACCACAAGGGAAAAAAUGCCAUUUCAGUUGAAAUGUAGUGUAAAAGUUCCCAGGGCAGGAAUGGAGACAAUGGCAGGAAUGAGACAGGCCAAGUCCCCGAAGGAUUAAUGAUGUGGGGACACAGCCUGAAUGGGAAGUAGAGGUGAAAUAAGCAAUGUGAAAGCACAGCGGGCUUAGUGGGGAGAUAUAGAAGCUCACUCAGUACGUAUGAUAAGGGUUCCUGAAGAAGUGACAUUUGACUCUGCUUGGACAGGCAGAAGGCCACAACGUCCUCCAUGUCACACAGCUGAUAUUCAUUCACUCCCUAAUUUCCACACCUUAGAGCGGGAUUCAGGGAGCUCCUUGUGUUGAAAUACAGGUGCAAAGAUAAAAUUGACAGGCUUUCUAGUAAGGUGAUAACUUUUCACAAAGCACUUGCCAUUCUAGUCCUGGCUAGCUGAGCAGGACUCGUGGAUCUUGGAUCUUGUUGGAUGUGUGUCUCCAUUUCUCCUGAUUGGCAUAAACACAAAAGCCAGAGCUGCAAGUCCUUUAGGAGAGAAAAAUGUAUUUCCUACGAUAAUGUGCAAGCCAAGGGUCUCCCUUAAAGGUUAGGGACAAGUCAACCCCAAAGCAAUUCAGCUACUGUCCUAAAUCUCUAGCUACUUUCCUAAACAAGUCUCUCCCUUCCUCACAGACAAAGCUUCUUCAGAUCCUUGUUUUUGUGUGUGACCUUAGACAGAGUUAUUUAGCCUCUCUAUUCAGGAAAGGGAAGCCACAGUUGUUUCUUUAAAAAAUUGAUGUAAAGAUUAAAUGAGGUCUCACUUAAAAUAGUGCCUAGAACAUGGUGCCUAUUACCUAAGUGUAAGCUGAUAUUAUUAUGGUUAUAAUCAUCAUUCUAAUUUUCUUACCUCCUGCUUGCUCUCAGUUCACUCCGGCUUGUCUUAUAGCCCAUGACUCAUAUCUGUAAAUAGCUCUUGAUAAGGUCACCAAUAACCUUUAGCUAAAUCUAAUGAGCUUUUAAAAUUUUCAUCUCACUAUCUUCUCCAUAGCAAUCUAUCUUGUUGAUCAGUGACAUAUAUAUUUUUUGCGCUCUCUCUCUCUGUUUCUCUGUGUCAUUCUGACCUCUGUGACAUAAAUUUUUUUUCUUUAUCUGCCUAUCUACAGACCUAUUUAUAUUACAGAAUUUUCUGCCUUUGUCCAGAUAUUUAAACUGAAGUUACUCCAGCUUCUGAGUCUUAUCCUGGGCCCACAUUUUUUUCUUCUCUUCUCCCCUAAACUCUCCUCCAAUCUCAUGGUUUCCAUGACUUCUUUUUUGGUCUCUCACCUGAAUUUCCAAUGCAUGCAUAGUUACUUUCUAGUCAUUGCUACUUGAAUGUUUAAAAAAACAUAUCAUUUGCAACACAUUCAAAACAAGUAAGUUAUCUUCUGUCUAAACCUCCUCAUUGUUCUUUAGCUCAUCAAGUUAUACUACUUGUGUAAAUUAGAAGUCCAGGAAUAAUCUUUGAUGUCCUUGAUCCAUUUCUAAUCUAAUGCCAAGGUAUAGUGAUUUUUAUCUCUUAUGUACCUAUUAAAUGCAUCUACUUCCCUGUUUCCGCUGCCAUAGUCAAGGCCAAUGUGUCAGAACCAUUUUAACAGCCUACAAAUGCAUCCUCUCUGAACCUUAACCUUGCAAAGCAGCCAGACACAGCCCUUUAAAUUCAAUGCCAAUGUGUCAACAUCCUCUUCUUCCUAAAUCCUUUAAUGAUGUUUUAAUACUGUUAAAGACCCUAGUUGUAGGAUACUACAAGCCACUACAUGACCCUGCAGUCCACUCCUGCAGUCUAAACCCAUGGUUUCGGCUCAUGGUGUUGGUGUCUCUCAGUUCCUAAAAGGUGUUCGUGCAUUUCCACCUCUACAUACACUGCUGCCUCCAUCAGGAAUUUUCACCAAGUCCAACCCUCUGCCACUCUGUCUUGUGUGGUCUUCUCCAACUUCAGACCCUCCCCCGAAGUGCCAUCUCCCUAGCUUUCCAGUCCAGAUACACAUUUCAUCUGCUACAAUUCUAUCAGGGCACUUGAUUCAGUGUCUAAUAAUUACUCAUUGGUGUGAGUAAUUCAUGAUCUUUUUUCCAAGCUAUGAAUUAUGCACCAUGAAGGUGGCUGUUUCAAGAUUUAUCCCAAAUUUCCCUCAGCAUUUACCAGAAAGCCUGGUAUAUAAAGGGAAUUCAACAUUUGUUGAAUGACUAAAUGAAUGAUUCCUCUACUCCAGAGUAAGUUGUAAGAAUGUUUUACAUCUCUUUUAAAAAAAGGAAAAAAAAAAAAAAACUUAAAUGAACUCCAAAGCUUAACUCAGUCCUAAAAACAGAUUUGAGGAUUAUAAUUGAAUUUUGGGCCGAAACAGCAAGAUUCCUUUAAUAGAUAUAGCUCUCCUACAAAAGAGAGACUCAUUAAAGUAGAAGUUGAAAAAUGUGUGUAAACAUUCCCAAAUAAAGUAUACAGUAUUCAAAUAAGAGCUCAGCUGCAAUUAGCUUGAAGUCUAAAUUGUAUUCUUGCAUCAAAAGUGGGAGAAAAAUGAGCCAUUAAGUCAUUACUAUUGUGACACAGCUCUGUACUACAGCUGAAGUGCGUGGCACAGCCAUAGUCUCAAGCUACCUUGAGAUCUGUCACAUUCUUUCAUUUUCAGAUGGAUUAAAUGGAUUAUUUGACAUUUUGGCAGAUCACAGAAAUCACUGCAUAACAAAGACUUCUUUCAUUCCUCAUUAAUUUCCUUCUUUGAGCUCAAUGCAAAUUCUUUUGGAACAAAGGUGUGUGAUAUUUCCUUUUCCAUAAUUUUAUUUCAGUGUUUUAUUUUUACUGAUAAAAAUAGCAGUUCCUACACAAAACAUUCACAUUUUAUUAACUUCCAUAUCAUUCUCUCUAAUUAAAAUGUAAUGCAUAAUAAGACACAAACUUCAUAUCACAUUUGUUGUCAUUUGUAUAGAGGGUUACGUACGUUUACAGUUUUGACAUUGGAAGAUUUUUUUUAAAAAGUCUCAUUGAUGGUGGAUAAUUUAUUCAGUUUUGUCUGCCAAAGCAUCCUUUGGGAAGCCAGGUAUCUCCAGGCCACCAGUUAAAUGAUGAUCUGGACAGUGCUUACACUGACUGAACUGGCCAGGGGAGAGUUUUUGGGUUCCAAGCUCAUUUUCUCUAUUCGGUUUGCACUGAUUAUAUAAAUUCUUCCUGAUUGCCCUUUGCUUUACGGGGCAGAUCUCCAUUUACGACCUUCAUCCAAUCUCUAACAUACAUAACAUUCCUCAAGAUAAUUCCUUUAAUCAGAUUCUCCUGCCUACCAUUGGGGAGAGGGUAUGUACUGUGGGACUGAUUAGAUACAAAGUCUAUGCCAGCAAAUACUCCUUGAGGUCCUACUAUGUGGUCGGGGUUGUAUUAGGCAUUAGAAAAAAGAUACAGACUUCCCUUCAACACAACAUGCUCAGAUUCAAGAAAGGGGAUCAUUGUAACGUAGUAUGAUAGCUACUGUAUUAGCAGAUCUGACUCAGACUUUGCAAGUAGAAGGCUUGUCAAAGAAAUCACAUCUCAGCUGAGAUUUGGAGGGUGAGUAGGAGGAGACCCAGUGAGGGGGGUUGGAGGGGAAUGCAGAACAUUUAGUAAGAGGUAGCAGCCUACGUUCAGCUUGAAAACAUCAUGCACCAUCACAAGAUUACAAACAGGUGAUCAACUCAGUGUGUAAGGAGCACAAGCUAUGAAAUAAGAGGUUCAUGGCCUCUGACAGGUGUGUCAGAGAAGGAGUUUGAGUUUAUCUUGUGUGCAGUAGAGAGCCACUCAAGAUUAGGAGACUGCAAGGAUUGCAAUAAGUUUACACCUCAGGAAGUUCUCUCCAGCUGCAGGCUGGAAGGAACAGAUAAGAUGGGGGCUGGAGACCCAUGAGGAAGUCGACAAUGUAAUCCAAGGAGAGAAUUUAUCAGAACCUGAACUACAGUGGGAUAACAGAGAUGGAGACAGUAGGGGACAGAUUAGAAAGCUAUUAAGGAGAAAUAUUAGGCGAGAGUUUGCAACUGAUUGAACACAGGCAGGAGAUGGCGUGAAGCCAGCACAGAUACCUCCUUGGGCUUUUGUGUGGGUAGCAUUACAUUUCUUGAGACAAUAACACAUGCUUCCUAUUAGCAGUGCUAAUUACAAAUAGCUGGGCACACUCCGGGAUCCUGGAUCCUCUAAGUACCAGGGUUCCAUAGCAUUUCUUAGCUGGAAACCUUCCUCUCUGCCAGCUAGGCAAGAGGUUAGACAGUGGCCUUUUUCCUCCAUAAGAGGUUUUCAGUAGGUAGCCCUUUACCUUAUGUCUACCCUCCCUUCUAGACGUAGCUGUUUUAUAACAGAUCAGACUGUGCUGUAGGUGUCUCAUUAAUCAUUUCACUAUCACACUGUGAAUACUCUUAAAAUAAGAACUAUAUAUUAUAAAUCAUAAAUAUAUUAUAAAUCAUACUCGGUCAUUCACAAACUUAACCGUAUACUCAACAUUUUCAGUGUCUACACAGUGUCAGAUACCAAUUCACUGCAUGCUCAGGACCUUGUGUGGUGCCUGGCCUAGAGGAGACCCUAAACAUAUGUUUGGUAAAUCGAAAGCAGAUGAUUUAGUUGGCUACUUUUCAAAGAUUUUUCUCUUUUUAUGUGAGGAACUCUCAGAAUAAAAACUUUCUGAAACAUAUUCAAGUAUAUUUUUAAAUCCAAUCCAGCUCAGUCUUUCUCCUUUACUCACGGCACCCACCGACUGACACUUAUGAAGGAGCACUUUCUCUGUGUUUUGUUUUACAGAUUGGCCUCUAUUUUAGCAGUACCCAAUAUACAAAGUAAUAAUGUCUCCCAUUUUCCUAGCAAUAGGGAUUAACCACUGAUGCUUUGCAAUGGAUUUAUUCUGUGUUCAAAUCCUGACUUUGGCACUGAUUAGUGGAAUAUUAGAUGCGCUUUAUUUCAUUUAUAAAAAACUCAUGUUAUCAUUUUCAUUGAAACAGGAUCAUAAUAGAGCUCUAUCAUGGAAUUGUGGUGUGAACAAAUAAGCUAAUCAGAACCUGACUCAGUGAUUGAUACACUUAACUCUAAAUUCACUUACAUUUAUGGAAAUGUUUUUCAACUUUUCACAUGAAUUUAAUACUUGUAAGGAACUAUGAUGUAUAAAACUUCAUAGUAAGGAGGAUAAAAAAUAUUUCUCAAAUACAAUAGAGGAGGUAAAUUAAAAAAUCGGCUAAUUACCACACUGAAAGGGAGAGUCUGCUAAGUGGCACAAAUACGACCCAUUACUGUUUCUCAGUGGGGCUAUUAUAAAAUAUAGAAGCUGUACCCCACGCCCAGAAAUCUUGAUUCACUUAGCUUGGGCAUCUGGGAACUCUUAAAGUACUUUAUCAUUGGUUCUAUAUGCAGGAUAUUUUAAAACCACAGACAUAAAAAAUCAUUUGAGGGAAAAAUUACUUCUGGCUGAGAUGUCUGAGGUUCCUAUGGAGAGACUUCUUUUGAGAGAGGGAUAUGUUGUUUUUUUAAACUUAAUUAAGCACUGUGCUUUUGAUUAUGAAUAAUUAAAAUGAUAACGUUUUGGGAAAAAAAGCCAAAAAAUCUGUCCCAAAUUCCAUCAUUCAAGAUACUCCCUUACUAUCUCUAUAGUUAUCUGUACUUAUGUAAGUCCUGUUUUAAAAAUUAUAAUGAAGAAAAAAAGAUGUAAAAAUAAUUUUAAUUUUUUAACUUAAGCUAAUAUAUCCAGAUGUUAUCACUGCACAAUCAAUAUAAAAUUAAUGAGACAUAAUGAAUUCUUUUUGCAUACUAAGUCUUCCAGAUUCAGUGGGUGCUUUGAAUUUAUGACACAUUUUAAUUCAGAGGAGCCUCAUUUGAAAUACUCAGCAGCCACGUGUGUUUGAUGGUUCCAUGCAGAACAACAUAGUUCUAAAAGGUAUGUCUCAGACAAAAUAAGAUUGAGAAAUAGUCUGUGCCUUUUAACAAUUCUUAUUGUUGCUAGAAAUAUCAGUGCAAGACAACUCACAUGGCUCACCCCAGAGUAUGGAUCACCUAGAAUACUAGGUUAAGAAAUACAUAUUUUAUUUAAUGGCCACAUUAAGCAUUGAGAAUAAAAGCAGAAUCAAAGGGUGAGAAAAUCAAUUAAAAACAUGAAGCAGAGGUAAUUAUGUUAUAAUUUGAGUCCCAGGAAGAGGAGACAGAAAAGAAGAAACAAAAGGUAGCAUUCGUAAAAACAUGUCAGUUUAUGUACUGUGUGAUGGUGGUAGAGAAGCCACAGAUGCUGGCUCGGCAGAUGGGAAAGGCAGGGUAAGAGCUGGUCUAGGGAAUCACUUUAAUCUGAGAGCUAGUUGGGAUCCAAAUAUCUAGCAACGGCUUGGAGUGUGGGUUGGAGAUUAGCGAGUGAGAGUUGAAACCAGACAGUUAGAGGACAGAGGAAGUCUCUGGGAAAAUAUGAAACCUCUCCUUAGAUACCUGAAGCACUGAUAUUUGGGGGAAUAGAUACAAUUUACUGCUGCAGCUCUGCAAGAAAACUAGUGGUGCCAUUUGAGAAAAUUGCAGAGAGGCAGAUGUUGGCUUCACAUGUAAAUAAAUUAUCUUAUCAAUAGACAACUUUCCGUACAUAAACUAUGUGUCCUCAGAAAAUAAACCCCCAGCAUGUCUCUUAGACCAAAACUUUAGAAAUUAAGCCACAUGGAACACUUGGGCCACACACUUUGCUCUCUAAAUAGACUUUAUAUCACUUUUAUAUAAUUAUUUAAACUUUAGUAUUAAAAAUCCAGCCUGAGUGAGUCUGCUGGUCUCUAUUAUUAAAUUCCUUUACUUAUAAAUCCCUGAGCAUUACUCCCCUGCAUAGUAGUUUAAAAUCUGGCACACACAUUCUGGGAGCGUCUCUGGAUUGAUCUUCAUCUGUUUACUAUCGGAGUUUUCUGGAAAAGACCUUCUUACCACCUGACUCCUUGGUUCUCUAAUCAGGGCUCCAGCUUCCUUUGGCUGUCUUCUCUCUGUCCUACUAAAUGGAACUACUAAGACAAGGUGUGUUUGUUGGCUUCCAAGGAGAGUUCCUGGCUCCUUUUACAGCCUCACCCUCUCCUUAGACUGAAUCAGAUCCAGUGUAAAGGAUAUUCACACACUUAUGUUCUGGUAAACUUUUGCUAUGAUGUGAAAAAAAGUAAAAUCUGAAGCUGCCUGAGGCUGAGUUUCUGACUCUUUAUCCUUUCCAGCUUUAGCUUUCUCUUGCUCCUUCAAUUUGUCCUUUCAUUCCUCCUGCCUUAUUCGAUUUUCUCUUCCUUUUCUCUUAUAUAUUAUUUUCUUAUUUUAUCUUGAAAUUAAAAGUACUAAUGGUAACAAAAGGGUUUCAAUCUUGCUGCAAGGAAGGAGGUUUUUUUGCAUUGCAACUUGGUCUUUUUAGAAAACAAGAAGGACUUAAGGAGCAUUUGGGGCAUGCCAGAUGAUAUGUCCCUCUUUUUUUAUUUUUUGGACAAAUUCCUGUAGGCAAAAGAGGUUUUGUGGAUCCAUAUGUCCCAGGCUAUUAAUUAAGUCUUCCUCCACUAGAAGACCGUGCAAUGAAGGACUAAGCAUAGAUUCUGGAGUCUGGCUACCAGAUUCAGUUUAGUAACUGUGUGUUUGGCACUAAAUCCUUAACCUCCUCUUUCUCCACUCUCAACCUGUUAUAUGAGGAUGUCCUUCUAUUUAUGUAUGCAUGUGGCUGGCACUGAGAAUAGAGUAGGAAUGAAGUAUAGUCAGGGUUUGCAGAGGAAUAGAUUUAAUACACAAUUUAUAAAUUAUUUUAUGAUAUUCACCCAAUGUCAUAGUUACUUUUUACUCGUCAUUGAGACGAAAUACCUGAAGCCCAAAGUUGGGAAAGGAAAAGUUUAUUUCUUACAGGUUUUGGAGGUUUCAGUCCAUACGCAGUUGGCUCCAAGGCAGGCAGGCAUGGCUGGGCUGCAGGUCAUGGCGGCUACAAAGAGCAGAUACACCUUCUUCCUGCCAUUACGUCACAUCCUGGUUCCACCCCUAUGUGGGUGGAGCACUGACACCAUCAAUCCAAGCACUAGACAAUGAACCAUCACAAAUGCACAAUGCAAACUCAUGAGGCCUGGGAGCCACAGACAUAAACCACGACACCCAAAGAGUGAAAUGCAGAAGAGUACAAGAGAUCUAUCCACACACUAAAGACUUGAAGAAUCCAGCUAAGGAUCUGGAUCGUGUGGCAGUGUCCUUCAUGUGUCCAGCAAUGUCCUCCAUGAGUUCUACUGGGGGCCUAACCCACAAAAAUGUCUCAUGCAAGCCUGUUUCAAAGAUCUGCACUGGGAAGGCCCAAUGGUCAGCGAUAGAAGUUAGAAAGCCUGUGCCAGUGGGGUGAAGGAGCUGUGCCAGCAGGCUGAGGGAUCUGCACUAGAACCACAAAGGGACACUCAAGGUAAGGACCAGAGAUUCCCCUAAAGAGAACCAUCCUCAGCAACAGCAAGGACCUGGACUCCUCCAGGGACAAGAACACCUGAGUUCAUUCCAGGAAGACUAGCUUGACAAGCUUCUCCUGGAGAAUCAACAGCACAUCAUCUUCCCUCUAAUUCUCCUUUUAUGCUAUUGACAAUGAUCCUGAGGUGGGCCUUCCACACCCAGAACCACACUGACUCAGUUUAGCUGGCUGUUACAAAUUGACCAUUAGUCAAUACACCAAAUCAGGCAAUGAAACUCUUUUUUUUGAUAGAGUUCACAUUCUCCAAAGAACACAGAAAAUAAAUACAUAUAUAUAUGCAUGAACACAUACACACACUAUAUAUGUACACUCACGCACAUGCACAUUGAUAAACACAAAGAAAACAAAACAAGAUAAAUGGAUAAACAGUAAUUGGGGCAUGCUAAGGUUUAUGGCAUACUCACAUGACGUUUCAGCGGAGUCAUUUAUAGCCACACAGAGCAUAUUCAAGCAAAUAAAAUAGAGUAAAAUGCUGAUGACAGAAGCUGCUUUUAAUGUUUGAAAAACAGGAAGACCAGUAUGACUGGAGGAGAGUGAAAAAGAAGAACUUCUUCUUCUUUGAGUGUCAUGCAAAGAUUGGGUGGUUUCCUGAAUGAGACACAAAGCCACUGGGGAAGGGUUGGAGAUGAUUAUAAAGUUCAUUACCAAUGUAUUUGGAAUUCAGUAUGGUUGUCAUUUAUAGAAGUGAGAGAAGUUAAACAGACAAGCAGAAUGGUGAAAUGAAGAAUUUAUAACCAGAUGCAUUAAAUUUUAGAUGCUUGUUAGAUUUUUAACUGGAAAAGUCUAAUAGGAAGUGGAAUAUAUACAUUAGGAUUUCACAUACUACUCUAAGUCCCUGAGAUGAGAACUGAGUAUUGGCCACUGAAUUUGAUAUCAGAGAAGUCAUUACCUGACAAGAAUAUUUCAGUAUUUCUACACUUCCACGGAAGGAUACAAAGCUGAUACGAAAGAAUUACAGAGAGAAUAGAAGAGUCUCGUGCAUAAGAAUAAAAUUCUAGAACAGAAAGUUUAGAAACUCAGUAAGUAGAUUUCACCAUAGGUAAGCAGCAGCUAAUGAAAGCAUUAGUGAGCUAAAAGAUAAAUAAUACAAAAUGUCUAAUUGAAGCCGGAUAAAAAUUUAAAUAUAUAGGAAGACUUCUGUGAAGUAUGUGAAACAUGGUAAAAAGAUCUGGAAUACAUGUAAGUGCCAGAAGAAGAAGGAACAGAGUAGAAAUAAUCAUUUAAGAAAUAGUUUUUAAGUUGAUAAAAGUCUUCAAAUCAGAUUUUAAAACCCCAGACAUUUUAGAUAAGAUAAACACACAAACACACACAAAACUACACCUAAGCAUAUUAGAGAAUGACCACUGAACGUUAAAGUAAAGAGGGAAAGUCUUAAAGCAGCCAAAGAAUGGAAAAAUACACUAAAUUCAAAGGAAUAACUGUAAGAAUUCAGCCAACUUCUCCAUAAAAAUGUUGGAAGCAGAGACAGUGGUGCAUCAUUACAGGGUUGAGCAAAAUAACUUCCUACCUGGAAUAUCACACCUAAAUAAAGAUGCCAACUUUAAAUAACAUUUUUGCACAAGCUAUGAAGAGAGCAGACUUACAAACAUAAAAUACUGUGGAAAAUGUUUCACACAGCUAAUUGUGGUCUCAUAUCAAAACAGAAAAGUGUUAGAAGAAUGAAAAUCACUAAAGAGAGUAAAAUGGAGGCAAUCAUUGUAAACCAGUUAAAUUUCCUCUUGAAAGCCAGACAGUUUAGCUAUGGUGACACACAUCUCAGAGUUCUGGAUUCAAAUAAGUUCUGUUAGCCCCUUUCAUGUGUCUUAUGUCAGUUCCUGCUUUAAUUGAUUAUAGCACUGUAUCUCUUUCCAUGGUAGUGGAAGCUGGAACUAUUGUACGCACAGUGCUGGAUUGCUUAUCAGAUUACCCUAUGAACCUCAACUACUGACCUAAUUGCAACAGCUAUAGUUGGAAAAUGAAACUCAACAGAGCAAUGAAUUGAAGAGUUUGUCAAUGAAAACAAAUAAUUAUUUUGUGUUGAACACUUGACCCUGCUCUCUACUUAGCAUACAGGCAACUGCAUAAAAUUAUGCUAAUUCUAAAUACUUUAUUCAUGGCCACUUUGUUCUAAGACAAGAGAGUGUACCGUGUACUUAAAAGAAAAUUGCACAUGACUUUCCUUUCCUUAUUGCUCAAAAGCACGUCACUGUCAACACUUCAUGGUGGAGAUACAGGGAAUAAAAAUACGAUAGUGAACCAGUCACUUGGAAUGGAAACUUUGCUUAGAAAUAGAAUAAUGAAAUUAGAAAGGUCUAAAGGUGAUUUAGUCCAAAGACUUCUGCAAGUUUGGAGAGGGAUAGGCAGAAAUUUGGUAAGAGUCUUCUGUUUCUCCGUCAGCCAGAGCUGUCUUGAGUGUUCAGGUCUGAUUUUAUUUGAAGGAGAGAUUCCACUGCUUACAUGUGUGUUUGGGUUUGGAGGGGGGAUUUGCAAGUUUAAAGGCAGCCAGUGGUCUAAUUCAACUUCUUUAAAGAAGAAAUCGGUUAAAAGUGAAGAAAAAGAUCAGCAAAGCUUCAAAUAUAGUAUUAUGGAGCAUCAAACCAUUUUUUUUUCCAUUCCUGCAAAGGAAACUCAAAGCUUUAUGCAGUAAGAGUGCUUAUGCAUGAAAUCUUAACAUUAGUCAGAUUGAGAAAAUUACCUGGAUAAUUUCACCAGCAAAUAAAUCAGUUAUCCAAAAUGAUUUAGUGCAAGACUAAUGACAUUUUAUAUCAUUUUAAGUACAGUUAAACUUCUUAAUUACAGACACUCUAGAGACUUAGAAAAAUUGCUACAAUAAUGGUGUAUCAUUAAUUCUGGGGAAGCGCAGCCUCUUGGGCAACACCUGCCAGGUACAUACAGUUGCCAGGUCCAUAGAAGGCUUAGAAAUUAAUGGUUUUCUUGCUCUUAGGCUGUAGCAAACUCCUGAAAUUUCUACCUAGCAGAUCUGUUAUCUACAGUAGUCAUUUCAGAGAUUACAAAGUCAGUAAAGCUGUUAUGUUGUGCAUGGAAUAGACAGAAGCAAACCAAGUGGACAGAUCACAGCAAACAAUCUGUAAGCUCACACAAUAAAAGAAUUAGGAAACUUGAAGACUUACUUGGGAAGGACCCAGAGGAAACAAAAGUAAAAAUUUUGAAAUAACUUUUCAUAUAUGUGAAAAAACAGAAUUAAAAAUUUGACUAAUACCUCUAAUAGAUUGAAAAGGACUGAGGGACGUGGCCAGGUAAUUUGAAAGAAAUGAUCACUGGAAAUUUUUCUUAAUUAAAAGUCACUCAAACUUAUAGAUUGAGAAAACAGUAUUCAUUAAAAAACUACCUCAAAAAAUAAAAAUAAAUCUAAUACAGAGAUCCUUAUAAAAUAUAAACUAUAUGUGUAAAGAAAGAAAUAGAUUACCAUGAUAAGAAUAGAUUGGAAUGACAGUAGAUACAUUCAUAAUAAUAGAUGCCAUAAUACAAAAAAUUAUAUGUUCAGUUAACUUUAAUUCCUAUCUUAUUAAUUCUUCGACAAGAAUAAAGUCAACUAAAUUCUCUCACAAAAUAUUAAAAAAUGUAUAAAAUCACUCUUGUUUCUAGAAAAAUCAAGAAUCUGUAAGUGUAUUCUUAGCUGCAAAGAAUUUAUAUACUGCUAGAUGAGAUGUGGGUUCAUUUUCUCACUUAUUUUCACUAAUUUAUGAUCUUAUAUUAGGUCUAUUAAUACAGUUCUUCUUCUAAUUUUUUCUUGAUUGACAUAAGCAAAAAUCAGCCUUGGGCUAGGAUGUACCUCAAGAGUAGAGUAUUUGCCUAACAUGACCACCUGGGUGCAAUUCCCAACACCACCGAUUUUUUUAAAAAAUCAGCCUUGAUUACACUACAUUUCACUCAAACAUUCCCAAAACUUGGCUGCUUAGUAUCACCUCAAUCAGGAUCCAGCAAACUUUUCUAAAUAGUUUAAAUAUUCUGUAAAUAUUUUAGGUUUUAUUAGACACAUAUGGUUUCUGUUGUACAUUCUUUUCAGUAUUUUUGACUUCCUCUUAAAGAAUGUCAAAACCAUAUGUACGGCUUAUAUGAUCUACACAAACAGAUGAUAGGUAGCAUUUGUUGGAGGAGGUUUUUGCUGACCCCAAUCUAACCUGUCAAUUUGACUGUCAUUGUCCUCUGCUGUCUUACAGUGUUCUUCUACAGACUCUAUUACACAAACACUAUACUUUGAUGCAUUUAACAUAAUAAAAUAUGUUCAUUACUGUUAUGGUUUAGAAGCCCCAAAAUCCUCAUGUUUGGAAGGUUAUUGGAUCACUGGGGCACUGUAUUCAUUAGUGGGUUAGUCCACUGAUAAACUCAAGUUGACUUGCUAUUAGAAUGUGAGUAUGUUAAAAAGGUCAAACACUGGUUUAUGUGCUGGAUUAUGUGCUAGACAGCUUUCUUUCACUGUGAUAAAAUACCUGAGAUAAAUAACAUAUAAGAAGAAAAGAGUUUUGUGUUUGUUUUAGCUUAUAGUUUUGGAGGUUUCAGUCUAUGGUUUUUUGACCUAUUGUUUUGGGCUUGAAUGAAACAGUGCAUUCUGCAGGGUACAUAUCAGUGUAAGCUACCACUUCAUGAUAGCCAGGAGGCAAAGAGAGAACAAGAGUCCAUGAUUCUAAUAUCUCCAUCAAGAGCCCACUCCACUGACCUAACUUCCUUCUGUUAUCCCCAUUUCCUAAAAGUCUCAAUUGCUCUCAGCAACACUAAAACAUAGCAACCAAGCCUGAAGCAUGUGAGCCUUUAGGGACACUUAUCCAAGUCAUGGUGUUUCACUGCUAGCACCCAAAGGCUCAUAUAAAAUGCAUUUAGACUUUCUUCAAAAUUCCCCAGAAUCUAACCUGCUCUAGAAUUGCUCAAAAGUUUAAGGCCAAAGUCACCUCUGAGACUCAAGGCAAAUUCAGCUCUGAACACCUGUAAAAAUCAGAAAGAACAAGUAAUCGCAAGAUACAAUGGUGUAAGAUAAACAUUCCCAUUCCAAAAGGAAUAGGGACCCAGAAAGAAAUAACUGGUCCAAAGAAAGACUGAAACUCAGUAGGGAAACAUUAGAUGGAGAGUUCUCCCUGCUCUGUGAUCCAGGAACACUGUGGCAGAAGUGACCUACUAAGGGCUUGAGCAGCCCUGUCCUUGGUGGCCGCAGUUUACAGGACCAUUCUCUUGGGCUGCUGAAGUAUGUCUCUAGUAGACUCCAGUGGCUUCUGAGUGAUUUGAUGGCCAAAUGUGAAGAAAUUCCAGAAAAGCAAUUUUACAGAUGAGUCUAUCAGAAUAGAGUACCGCAGACUACGAUUUUCAAAUGAAAGUCUUUGAAUUAACUUUAUAGCUUCACAUAUUUGAUAGGUAGGGUCUUAUCAAUUCCCAAGAUGUCCUUGAGAGACCUUUUCUGUUUUCCUGGUGCAAAACUCUUGAUUUCUUCUAAAAGGUUUCUAAUCUCCACAUUCUCUUUUGCCUUUACUCAGACUCUUCUUCUCACCAAGCUGUGAAUUUUUCAAAUAUUUCCACUUUGCUUUUUGUUCCAAAUUUACCCUGUAAAUUUGUCUAAAACCAUUUCUGUGACUGUUUUGCUGCCUUAGUAUUUCCUCUGCCAGAUAAUCUAGUACAUUGUGUUUAAGCUCAGCCUCUCACAAAGUCUCAGGGUAUGGACAAAUGGAAGCCAAUUUUUUUUUGCCAUAAUGUUAUGUAAUGUCAUAUGGGUAGCCUAUAGUCCAGUUCCCAACAUAGUUCUUCUGUUCAUCUGAAACCUUCUAAGCAUAUCUUAUACUGUCCUCAUUUCGUCUGAGUCCUCAAGAGAAUCUCCUUUAAGCUCUUCCUGGAGCGUUCCAGGCUUUCUCUAAGCCAUUUCUGCAACUUUUUAAAAUUCCUCUCACAGUCAGAUUCCAAAGGCUUAUGAACCACAUCUUCAGGUCUAGUCAUAACAAAAGCUUCAUUUUUGAAUGCCAAUUUUUUCUGUUAGCUUGCAUCACCAUGAAAAAUACCUGAGGUAAUCAACUUAUGAAGAAAGAUUUGUUUUAUCUUAUGGUUUCAGAGGGUUCAGUCCACGAUUGUUUGGGAUACUGUUUUGUCCCACUGUCUGGCAUAGUACGUAUGACAUAGUGGAGGCACGGGGUAAAAGAACAUUGUUCAUUAUUCUGUUUUCCAGGAAGCAAAGAGACAGAAAAAGUAAUUAAGUGCUGGUAUCUUAAUAGCUCCUCAAGGGGAUGCUCCAACUUCCGUUCACUGUCCCCCACUCCACAAAAUUUCCACCACCUCUCAAUAGCACCAUAGGAUAAAUACCUAGCCUUUAACACAUAGGCCUUUGGGAAACACUUAGCAGAUUGCAAAUGAAUAAAACUGCCACUCCUUGCAGGACCUCAGAAUUUUCAAAGAAAACCUAGAUAAAUCACUUAACAGGAUAUAUUUUAAGUUCAUGAUAAUUUCUUUCAAACCAUUAUCUAUUAUGAAAAUUCACAGGUAUAACCUAGAGAUUCUUCCUAAACUGUUCUCAUAAGCUUUUUUAAAAUACAGCAUUUCUACCAUAUAGAAAAAUACCUGGUCAUUUCAUAGUUCUUUUUUCACUGAUAAUGUGUUAGUUACACCAAAAGUUAUGCCUGUGCUUUCUCUCAUUCCUAUUUGUUUCUGUAUAUCCUUAUGUAUUCCUGUUAAUUAUUGUGGAGGGCUUCGACUUAGGGUGUUCAAAAAAUCACACAUGCCUUCUGCAGAGAUGGUGGCUAUCUGUGGUGUGUGUGUGUGUGUGUGUGUGUGUGUGUGUGUGUGUGAAAAAGGGGGUUAGGAAGAGGAGUAGCAGGAUGAAAGUCCUCUCUUAAUAAACAAGGGAACUGAUUUGCUUCCUUGAUCUUUUAAACAAACAAGAAAUCCCUGCGACUUCUCUUCCCCUCUCAGUCAUCAAUUACAUCACUCAAUCAAAAUCCUCUUGUAAUCACCUUCUAGCUCCCCACAUAGCCAGGGCUGUACAGCAUAACUCCGGCCAUAUCCACACCGAAGCCCCAGCAUUAGCAGGAUGUAUCAAGUUGCUUGUGAUGCUUCAUUCACCGUAAUCAGAAAAAGAAGUCAAGCGUGCACAUUCAUCAUAGUGACCGCGUAGUUUGUAGGUUAGGUGUUGUGAAGGGAGAAGAUAACUUUGAUUAAGUUAAGACAAACUAUAAUGGAUGAGAGUUCUGCUCAGGCCCAAUAAAUCACCAGAGCCUUUCUAUGCUAGCAGAAAUACGCAUCAUUGGUAAAUUAAAACUUGCUGGAGUGGCUAUGCUGAUGUCUUCAACAUAGCUUCCACCCAGACACCUCGCCAGAUGAAAGCUGGGAAAGGAAGUCUAGAUAGCUGUGUGAGGGUAUUUAUGAUGGGUGGAGAAAAUGCAUCACUCGUUUGACUUAUUCAGGGCUAUGCUUUCAUAAACUCCAGUCUCUUUAACUGUGAGAUGUGGUAGAAAGUCUCUGGUCUGAAUGUCAGCCUCAGACUGCCAACUGAGAUGGUGGUGUUGGGACCAUAAAUAUGGAUCAGCACUUUCUCAAAAAGCCUGGGAGUCAGAAGGCCGAAGGUGGCAUUUGAAAUAAGAAACUACAAGCCCUUUUGUUUUGAGUUCCCCUAUGUCUAUAAAUUUUGGGACUUUUUUUCUGCAGGAUUCUGAGUCUAUGAAUAAAAUAUGAGUGUGUUCUAUUUCUUUUUUCCUUAAUGAAAGAUUGCUCUGGAUAGCAGGACAUUCCCUGCACAAAGAAAGCUACGCACUGGGUUUAUUAACUCUUAGCAAAUGUUCGCUCGAUGCUGAGUAAGGAGGAGGUUUGGCGGUGCGGCAAGAUAAAAGGCUUCCCCACUUUGUGUUUAUCCUCUGGGUAAUGAAAAAACAAAUUGGCGAUUUUGUAUUUUUCCUGUUGGAAAUUCAUAAGGUCACCCAGGGAAAACAGAGAAGGUUAACUGGCAUGAACACUUGCCUGUGAGCAGGGUGUCAGGAGGGAAAGGUCAGAAAUGGAUGAAAUAUUCCAAACCAUAACCAAGGCUGCUACAAAUGCAAGGCUUGAGGAAAAGAAAUUGCAUGCAAUGAAAGUGACACCUUGGGAAUUUCCUGGCUGCCACACAAUGGAUUGUGGGUUUUCAGCAUGCAUGUGUUGCAAACACCUUUCAGAAAUCCAGAAAUCCAGUCAAACAAAAUCUCCCUUGUGGAAGCCCUUCAUUUUUUGCCAUUUUCUACUAUCUCCCACUCCACUGGGUUUUUUUUGUUGUUGUUGUUGUUUCUUGCCUCUUUUCUCCCAUUGCAUUCAGUUCCUCCAUUCUCUUUUCCUUUUUCAUCUCUCUGCUACUGAGAAAAGCUACUUACUAAGGGUCAAAAGGUGACAGUGUGAGAGGCUUGGGGAUCCUGAAGCUAUAGCCUCUGCAUGAUUGAUAACCUGCCCAGAGGUCAGAGUUCUGAAGUGCUGUAGGCCUCAGUUGCUAACUUUCCUUGACAUAGAGUGAGCCUGGUCCUUUCUUUCCUUUGUUAGACACGACUCGUGAGGAACCAGUGACACAGGAUUUCCUGCAAGAUUGCCAAGUAUUUUAGUAGAGUAUUUGCUGCAGUUACCCUGGUCAUUCCCCCGAAUGAAUAAAACGGUUUGGUUAAGGAUUCUGUUAAGUUAGAGGGCAAAGGUCAGGGUUGUUUCCUGCAAGCAAUCUUAUUUCUCUGCUCUGGAGAAAAUUGCCUUCUCUACCCUUUUAAGAAUUCCUAUUCUGUUCCACAUCAGUCCAGAAGGAUUUAGAGUUGGAAGGAAAUUCUUAUUCUGACUGAAUGACGCUUUUCCAGAAUGCAAAAGAAUCCUUGUCUUUGAUGGUGGCUACAGACAGGUGAUGUUUGUCACUAGCAUAAGAAAACAGAGAAGAAUUGAAGAAACAGCAUAAGAAGAUGAGGGGACUCGGAAGAGAAAUGGAAAGAUGGUAGCAGUAAAGGAUCAAUCUGUGGAAGGAGGAGAAUGCUGGAAAAGAGGAACAGCUGGGAGGGACUCCCUGCAAAGUGAAGACUGUUCAAGUGGAGGAAUGUUGCACAAAAUAAGUUCAUUGAGUGGAGGAUAAUGUCGAAUUUCAGUUAUUCCUCUUUGGCUAUCCUUCAUUAGUGGAAAAUUAUAGAAUUCAGACUGGAAAAGUACAACAUUUUCAUUUUAUCUCUGAAAGAAAAGGAAAAGCCAGAAGAUGCUCAGGAGGAAGCGACUGUGUAUAUUUUAAGUCUCGGCAGCAGAUUUGAAGAAAGCCAUGGUCCACAGAUUCUUCAAGUUGGAAGAUAUCAUUGACAUCCAUUAGAUCUGACUUACUCAUUUUGCCGAUGAGAAAAUCAAGGUCCAAGCUGUCAGAGGGACUUAUUCAAAGUCAAGGUAGCCUGGGCUACUGAGCCAGUUGUGAACUGAACCCAAAUGAUCUAUCUUGCUGUCAUGUGACUUCUCCAGCUGCUGCUAGAGCUGACCAUUUACUUCUCAGUGCAGGUGGUUGACCCCUGACAGAGCACUGAGUUUCUACCAGCUGCUCACCCCUCACAGCUCUGAUAGGAGAAGCAAUCAGGGCCACAAAAGCUUUCCAGGCAGGGGAGGCAUGCAACAAAACUGGCUUGGCUGAGGCACUUACUAGCAGCUGAGCGCAGUGAGCAGGUGGUGUAUAAAGAAGUCACAAUGCCAUAAGGUCCUGAUAAAUUACCUGUGUGACCUUCAACAAACCCUUGAAUCCCUGAAUCCAGACUUCUUACUCAGGAAAUGAUGGUGUUGGAUGGUCCCACGCACUUCUACCAUUUUAUCAUUCUGACCCUUUCCUUUCUGCACUUGGGGUAGUUAACAAGACUUAAUUGCAACAGCUGACAACAUGCCUGUCGUUUAUUUCACUCAGUGUUAGCCAUACUGGCCCUGAGAUAAAUUGGCUACUUUGCAGAAAUAUGCCCCAAAAAUGCAAAUUGAGCAACUUGCUAGCGCCUGGACUAUGAGUUCUAAGUCAGGAAAAGACGCGAGCAUAUGAAUUUCUGCUUAACUUCACUCUCUUUGAUUAAUGGACAUUAUUUCCGGUGAUAGCCAUAAAAUACAAAGAAUUUACACAGCAAGAAACUAGUUUCCUUAAUCCCAACCAGAUAAUAGGAAUAGAAUCCCAGGUGUUCUGGCUGAAGUACUUCACUAUCUAAUUGAAGGCAAAGAAAUAACAGUUAAUUCUGUCAUUGAUGACAUGGUCAUUAUGAAGAAAACCUAACUCCUUAAUUGUUUUGAAUUGGUUGCUCUCUUAUUUUAUGUUUUAAAAGGUGUCACUUCAAAGAAAAGGUUAUCUCUUGGCAGAAUUUACCCUUUAAAAUCAGUCUGAUAAUAGCCCAUUAUGGACACGGAGGGAUCAAUAAUGGGAAUCUGAAAAAUGGUUAGCUCUUGUCAUAUAUGAAGAGAAGAAAGCCUCUAAAAGAGAAUGUAGAGAGUAUUGUUCUAACAGUCUUAGAAAUGCUGUGAGGGCCUAUUAUGGUUGACACAUUGUGUUAAUUUGAGAAAUUUGGAAAUAUAACUAAGAUUCAGCAAGGAGCCAGGAUCCUUACUGUCAUGGUUUAUGUCUGUGUCCCCCAGGCCUCAUGAGUUUGCAUUGUGUAUUUGUGAUUGGUUCAUUGCCUAGUGCUUGGAUUGAUGGUGUCAGUGCUCCACCCACAUAGGGGUGGAGCCAGGAUGUGAUGUUAAUGGCAGGAAGAAGGUGUGUCUUGCUCUUUGCCAGUUUCUCUUUGCUGUUUGCAACCGCCAGGGCCAGCCAUGCCUGCCUGCCUGAGAGCCAACUGAGUGUGUACUGAAACCUCCAAAAACUGUAAGAAAUAAACCUUUCCUUUCCCAACUUGGGCAUCAGGUAUUUUGUCUCAGUGACGAGCAUAAAGUAACUAAGACAGAAUUUGGUACCGAGAGUGGGGUCGUUUGCUGUGACUAUAGCUGGCCAUGUUUUUCAAGAGGCUUUGGAAAUGGCUUGUGGGCAGAGUUUGGAAAGGUUUGGACGUGUCGCCUGGAUGCAUCGAGCUGGAGAAGCUUAGGCUGUUCUGUAGAGGAGAUACUGGUCAGAGCUCCAGAGAUCAGAAGGCUGAUAGAAAGCCUCAUGGUAAAGACCAGGCUUGGGAGGUUUCUGCUAGGAAGAAGGACUGCAUUGGUUGUUGGACUCCACAUGAUGUGUGUUAUGGCUUGGCAGAAAGUUUGUCUGCAUUUUGCUCCAGCCCAGAGACUUUGCCUGAGACUGAAACAAAGGGCAAUGGAUUGAUUAAUCUUGAAAAAGAAAUUAAAAAGCAAUCGAAUAUUAAGGCUGUGGCAUGGCUAAUGUUGGGGGCUUUCAGCAAGCUUUAUGUUUCAAAUCAGGAGCAUAGAGCCCAGCAGGAUAAUGUACAAUGCUGUGAGUUUGGCCCGAAGGAAAAUUCCAGGAAGGCUGUGGAUUGUAAAGACAGAGUUGAGAUUUUGAUUCCUGAGGAGAAACAGAGAAAUAAGAAAGAUGGCCCUGGGGCAUCCCAGGAAGUGGGUCCCUACCCUGUGCAGCCUCACAGCAAAGAUGAAAAAAUUUGCUCAGAGGGAAAAGCUGCAGAGCGCUAUGUUCCAGAAUGGCGGCAGCAGCCAUGUGAGGUUCCAGAAUGGCGGCAACAUAGAGAAGCUUUUUCUCACAAUCAGGUAAACAGAGCCCUGAGAUCCAGGCAACUGACCCCUACAGCCAAGAGAGAGAAAAGCCUGGCUACUGCUCCAGCUAGCAGCAAACCUUGGUGGCAUCCACAAGGUGCUGAUUUUAGGUGCAAGGAAAAUGCACAAAUUCUGAGGGUAAGAGGGCUUCCACCUCGAUUGCAAAGGGCCUGGCUGGCCAAGCAGUGUGCCCCUGAGAGGGCAAUUUGUGAAGAUGUAAAUAUGAAGCCAAAGGUACAGUGGAGACCCCAGAAGUUUGGAAAAGCCAGGAAUGUGGAUGAUCCAAGGGAAGCAGCAAAAAGCGAGCAGAGAAGAUUUAAGAGAAAAGCUGUGGGUGUUGAAAUCACUGGAAGUGCCCUGGGGGUGGAAUCACCCAAGGCUUUUGGAGCUUAUAACCAGAUUGCUUCAGAUGCUCAGCUUGGAACUCUAGGACUUAAUGUUCGUCCUGCUGGAUGUUUGACUUACUUUGUUUCCAAUGCUUUAUAUUCCCCUUUUUGUAACUUUUGGAAUGGUAAUGUUUAUCUUGUGCCUUUGCAUUACAGUAAUGUUUAACAUUGUUUCAUUUGUACAGGGGCUUACAGUUAUGAGUUUACCAUAGAUCUUGGAGGAGACUUGUGACUUGGACUGUUCAACAACGCUGAAACUUAGGACUUUGGCAACUCUUGGAGGUGGACUAAAUGUCUUUUGUGUAAAGGAUGUAUAUGAGUCCUGGGGGCCAGGGGUGGAAUGUCAUGGUUUAUGUCUGUGUCCCCCAGGCCUCAUGAGUUUGCAUUGUGUAUUUGUGAUUGGUUCAUUGCCUAGUGCUUGGAUUGAUGGUGUCAGUGCUACAUUCACAUAGGGAUGGAGCCAGGAUGUGAUGUAAUGGCAGGAAGAAGGUGUGUCUUGCUCUUUGCCAGUUCCUCUUUGCUGUUUGCAACCACCAGGGCCAGCCAUGCCCACCUGCCUGAGAGCCAACUGAGUGUGUACUGAAACCUCCAAAAACUGUAAGAAAUAAACCUUUCCUUUCCCAACUUGGGCAUCAGGUAUUUUGUCUCAGCGACGAGCAUAAAGUAAUUAAGACACUUACUUUGUAAACAUCCUCAGCAUGUGUAAGAGGAGGCACAUAGGUGAUGAGAGCACUACAUCCACCUUAGGGUGGGUAGGUAGCCUGCUUACAAUAUAAGGGAGGAGAAGUGGGUUUCUCUGCCCCACCUUUUGCUCUGGCCACUUUUGCUGGUUGCCACCUUGAAGUUGGUCUUGUGCCAUGCCAUCCUGCCUUGGUGCCAGCUGAUUAUGGACUGAAACUUCCACAAACAGUAGGCUAAACAAACCUUUCCUUCCUUUAUCUUGUGUGUUUUGUCUCAGCUUUGAGAGAAAAGUGAUCGGUGCAGUGCCCAUGUUCACAAAGCAUUCUUUGAGGUUUGAAAAAAGACUGGUUGAAAAAGCUGAAUUAUCAAAUAGCUUUGGGAUGUUGAACAAAGAUGGGGAAGCUAAGCCAAACUUCAUAGUAAUCAAACUUUAUAUUCACAACUGACAGAAAUAAUGUCAAAGAAAAGAACUAGGUAAUAGGGAAUAUUUAUCCACUCAUACAGACCAUAAUGUAGCUCUGACUAAUUGAUCAGAUGGGAGGCAGAUAUAAGAUUUGAAGGCACCAUCUUAUUCUUUACUAUUCUUUUCUCUUAAGGAGAAUCCAAAAGUUAAGUCAGGGAAUUCCUCAUUGUAUAUAACUGUGACUUUAAUUUUCAUGGUAACCGUUCAUUACAGAUUUCUAUUUUUAAUGACAUGACAUCUGUUUUCUUUCUUGAUAAGAGCUUUACUGUUAAAUGCUACACAGUGAUGUAAAAAAAAAAAAAACCUGAAGGUGGAAAAUGAAGACUAGAAAACAGGAAACAUCAGUUCUCUUAAUAAAUAUUCAUUUUGUGGAUGUUACAUGCCAGGCACUGUGCUAUUAACACAUCGGUCUCUUUUUCAGUUUUCAGAAGUUUCCUUCAAAUAGUGUGUGGAAUGAUAUCACCUAACAAAUGCCUUCAUUCAUAACUUCUUGGAAGUCACGUGUUAAAUUAACAAGGACAAAGUAGCAGUGCACUUUUAUUCUGUCUAAUUUCUUACAGUCUUAUCACCAUAGAAAAAUCUGUGGUCCAUCUCCUAACACAUUUAAAAAAUGCGAUUCAAUUUUUAAAUAAAAUUAUUAGUAACGCUA
This is a messenger RNA of Cavia porcellus (domestic guinea pig), 49509 nucleotides long. RefSeq lists its product as uncharacterized. The coding region runs from base 46614 to 47882 and encodes 422 amino acids. NCBI's taxonomy places the organism in Eukaryota, Metazoa, Chordata, Mammalia, Rodentia, Caviidae. The record is from RefSeq and is a predicted model, not a curated record. The transcript is spliced from 15 exons.